AGGAGACCCCGGCCAAGGGCUCCGCGCUCUGCUACUAACUGCCGCCACUGACACCUUACUUCCUGGUUUGCAAACUCAGGACCAGACCCAUCUCGGCGGAGUGAUUCGAUUUUCUCUCCUAGCCUCCUCCCCUUUUUGCUUCUGCUUUCUCUCUCCCCCCCCCUUCUUUUGCACGAAAAUAAUUUGACAGCGUUUUGCUGACACGGGGAUUUUGCACCAGAGAUUAAGAGAGAGGGGGGGCACAGCCCCCACCCUAAAGUGGCAUGCAAGGAAUUUCAUGCACAAGGUAAGUCCAGCUCCCUUGAGCUUCUCCUCCUGGCGUGGGCUUGGGAAAGAGCGAAGAUUAGUUAUUUCCACCUCUCUCUCUCUUCGUCUCCCCCCUGUACAGUCGCGGAGGGGAGGAGGGUGCAUUGCACAGGGGGUGGGUGGGGGGGAGAAGAGGGGGCGGAGGCGGCGGGGUUGCGUGUAGAUAUGCAAGUAUAUAUUUCCUGGCGGAGCGAUAUUUGUUUACAGCAAGAGCUUGUACUGUAAGCAAAGUAGGACCCGAGUAAAUACCGGUAGCAGCUCAGUAAUAAAUUAAAAUUGCAAUUGCCCCGUCGCUGCACAGUAUAGAUCCAUUAUAUGUAUUAAAAACUGCGCCCACACGGACCCUGCAUGCACUUGUUGCAGACUUGCACCAGGUAGGCAAAACGCUUAACAACUUCCAUUCUUGCACGGAGCUUGCAAACUCAACUUUUUCUUUUUUUUUUUAAGUUUGUAAGUUCACUCACUUUCGGUAUGUAGGACUGAGUGGGCGAGGCCCUCCCUGCCUCCUGCUCCUUCCUGCAAGAUAUCCCAGCAGGAGAAGAGAGGAAAAAAGGAGAUCAUUAAGCCUGGCUAUUAUUAUGAUUAUUAUUUUAUUAUUAUAAAUAAAUGUCCCCCUGGCUGCGUGCUUCCUUAAGUAAGGUGCAAGGCCGUGAGUGUUUUUUUAAAUCGGAUCGAGGCGAGUCCUCGCACUGCGGGGGGUGGGGCGGGAAGAGGGCAGCGUGAUCUUUUAAAUCGAGUGCGUGUACAGGGAGCUGCCCGCGGUGUGGCAAGAGAACCAUAUGCGAGGAUCUGGCAACGGCGGAUCGCACACGCUGCCUUACCUACCUGCUCCCAGUCGGUGGGAAAUUAGAAAGCGAGAGAUUUGCAUCUUGGCCACUCCCUAAGCCCGUACACCCAUGCUUUCUUUCCCCGUAGCGUUCGCUUAGCAUUCAUCAAAAGGAAAGAGGCACUUAAAGUAAGAUGGAUGCAAUUUUUUUUUUUUAACAGAGAUGAGUCAGUGCCUGAAAAAACCCAUAAAUGAAUACGGUUGUGUGUUGCGGUUGUGUUUCAUAUAAAAAUAUAGCAACCGGAGAAGGGGAAUAUGCAAGGCCGGUACUGAGACUAUAUAUAUUUUCCUUGUUUCCAGAGUCUGACUCCGAGAGCGUUGCAUGAACAGAAUCCAUAUCUGCUUGUGUAAUUUGAGUUAAUGCAGGAUUCACAUGCUUCACCCAAGAGGUUAAAAUGAGCUCUGCAACUUUUCAUUGAUUAGUCAGUUUAAAAAAUACCCUUUGACCACCCACAAAAGUUGUCCGGGUUAACCUGGUAGCAGUUUAUUUUAAAUAGAAUGUUUAAUUAUUUUUUAAAACAAAUAUGUAUGAAAUUGUAGGCAACUGGGCUCCAUGUUAGAAGAGCCAUUUCUUGCAUAUUCAUCCCUGAAUUGUGCCUAUGAGCAUUAAGCUUAAAAGCAAAAUAUGCCUGUUUUUCUUUUGUUUUAAUUCAUAAGCAGUUUUUUUUGAUUAGUCAAUUAAUCGUCUAAGGUGUCUUUAAUCAUAUGUCAACCCUGUUUUAAAAUACUCCAGAGUCAGUUUGUAGGUUUCCAGAUGCAUAGUGUGAAUGUGGUUCUUGGCUAUGAGAUUAAAGUAUAUUAAUGUGGGGAAAACCAUAUGCCUAAUUGGUUUGGAAUCUCUUGCCAGCUGUCCAGUAGUUUUUAAUGUGAUAUAAUCUGCAGUGUUUACUGAAAAGCUGGUGGAGCAUUGUGGUCAACAGCAAACCUGCAUCCCUGCUCAGAAGUUAGUCCCACUGUGAUCAAUAGGACUUAACUGCUUAGUGUGUUUAGGACUGGAGCGUGGAGCUAGAUCUCCACUUUUAGAAGACCAAGACCAACCCACUCUCUUGUGGCACCUUCAAGACUAACCUUAAAGGUUAGGAAUUCCUUAAGGGUUGUUAUGGCCUGAGCCAGAGGUCAGAAACCAAGGUAUUUUUGUGUGGCUAGAAAAUGGUGUCCUUCAACUCCUGCCUCAUACUGGCCUGAAUGGAAGCUAGAUUUGGGUGUAGAGAAUGUAGCCUACUGUACAAAGGUAGAUUUUGUGUUUGUUGCCACUUCCAUUUUUGCUUCUGGACUACUGAAAGGAAGCCUGGAAGGGAAUGUGGCCCUGGUAGGUUCCUCAUCCUGGCCUGAGUCUUUGUGGAACUAGUCUAUUUCCAUCAGCUGCAUGAAUCGUCAGGGUAAGUUAGCAGACAUGUGCACCAGUGAUUGGGGUGGGGCAUUUUUCUUUUUGGGGAGUGACAUUUUAAGCAUCGAGUUUUAGAGGGAAAUGAAAAGCUUUCCAUAUGAACCUACCCAGACCCUGAGAUCAUCUUCUGAGGCCCUUCGUCGUGUGCCUUCUCCAUGAGUGGUCUGGAGGGUGGCAACACAAGAAGAGGCCUUUUCUGCAGUGGCUCCCUGUUUAAGGAAUGCUCUUCCUAGGGAGGUUCUGCUGGCGCUUUCGUCACACACCUUUAGGUGCCAGAUGUAAACAUUUCUUGUUAAGAAGGCCUUUGGCUGAUUGACAUCCAAUGCCCUUUUAAAAGGUAGUGGGAAGUACAGUGGUACCUCGGGUUACAUACACUUCAGGUUACAUACGCUUCAGGUUACAGACUCCGCUAACCCAGAAAUAGUACCUCACGUUAAGAACUUUGCUUCAGGAUGAGAACAGAAAUUGUGCUCUGGUGGCACAGCGGCAGCAGGAGGCCCCAUUAGCUAAAGUGGUGCUUCAGGUUAAGAACAGUUUCAGGUUAAGAAUAGACCCCCGGAACGAAUUAAGUACUUAACCUGAGGUACCACUGUAGGUUGUUUAUUGGGUUGCUUUUAUUUUUAUUAUGUAUUUUGUGAUUUUAGAUUGUGAUUUUAUGUUGUAACUGCCCUUAGAAUUGUGGGUAUAGAGUGGUAUACAGAUUUAACUAAUUAUUAAUAAUAAUAAUAAUAAUAAUAAAUGCAUAAAGUACAAGCUCAGACUGUUUUGUUGCAGAGGAAUUGCAAGGUUUGUUCACAUAAUGUAUGGUAAGCAUUAGUUCAGAUGCAAUGUGGUCUCCAUGUUUCUCUGUCGCUGCCAGACACAGUGGUCCAGCCACUUUGUAGCCCCUCUUUGAGAGGGUGCUUGGAGAAAGGUCGUUGUAGAGGACCUUGGGGCAUGGGUACAAGUGCAUAUGUCCCAAGCCGCCUUAAGGUUUUCUAUGUCAAAAUCAGCAUUUUGAAUCUGGCUGGGAAGCGAUUUGGAAGUUGGUGAAGGUAUAUGUUCUGAACAUGUUCAGAGUUGCUAUAUAAAUCAGAGUCCCGGGAAAGUGUCCUGGUAACUAUAGUUUGUUAAGGAUAUACAGCCCCCAACUUUCCUUUAGUGUCAAAGAGGGUAUAAGGUUGUUUUAAAUGUAAGUUGUUGAUGUUAACAGUUGAGGCAUGAGCCCAACGACACCUUUUUUGGGGUCUGCUUUUGUGUGCAUGGGUGGAUGUAAGAAAUUGCCAGGCUUCACCGUGCUUUGACCUGAGUACUACUCCUCUUUGGAAAGAGUGUGUAUGUAUGAGUGUGAGAGGUAAUAAGUGUGGUGGUGUAGUGUAGUGGUUAGAGUGUUGGACUAGGACUUGGGAGACCAAGGUUCAAAUCCCCCGUCCACUAUGAAAGGCGAACAUAAAAUGAGGAGAAUCAUGUAUGCCACCUCGAGGUCUUCAGAGGAAAUGGUCGGUUGUAAAUGUAAAAAUAAAUUAAAUAACAAUGAUGAGAGCUGCUGUACCACUGAUAGCAAAGAGUGAGUUAUGAGCAGGAAGUUUUUGGUUCAAAUGGUAGCUUACCCACAAACUUGUUGUAUGGCCUAAGCUAAGCUCCUAUUUCUCAGCCACCCCGUUGGGUAAGCUGCUGUUUUUCUGUCCAUCUCCACGUUUGCAGUACAGUGAUAAUACUUCAUAAGCACUGUUCAUAAACAAUCAUAAUAUUGAGAUAGUUAUUGAGAAUGUGAGCUUGAAGCACUGUGAACCCUUAAAAGCUUUCUUACUACAGUGGUACCUCGGGUUACAUACGCUUCAGGUUACAUACGCUUCAGGUUACAGACUCCGCUAACCCAGAAAUAGUUCCUCAGGUUAAGAACUUUGCUUCAGGAUGAGAACAGAAAUUGUGCUCCGGCGGCGUGGCAGCGGGAGGCCCCAUUAGCUAAAGUGGUGCUUCAGGUUAAGAACAGUUUCAGGUUAAGUACGGACCUCCGGAACGAAAUAAGUACUUAACCCGAGGUACCACUGUAAGAGUGUCCCUGAGCAUGUGCGGUGUCUCACAGGCUUGAGUUUAGGAGACAGAGCAUUGCUUCUAGAAAUAUCUGUUUCUGCACCUGUUUCUUUGGAAUUGAACCACUGGAAUCUAGGGCGCUUAUCUGAUCAAAGGAAGUCGAUAAAUCAGUUGAGUUUUUAAUAGAUUAAAAGUGGCAUUUUCUCCUUUGCAUAAGUACUUCUAGCAACAAUAAUCAAUGCUUGCUAAAAGAAUAUGUUUUGCGUGAUUGAUCUGUGAUACCUUUUAAGUUUAUUAAAUGUUGUUUAGCUGACUAAACAAACUGUUUAUUUGACUGUAGGUGGUAUCCAUAUUGGAAACCACCUCAAGUUGUGUACUUCUUUCUAGGUUCUGUAAAGAUUUAAGAAAAACAUGGUGGAAUGUGUAAGAGGUACCACCAAGUAGCCUCUCUCAAGCUUCCAAGACUUUGAAGGACCUGAAAGUUUGACACACUUCCUCGUGUGGGAAUGGAUUACCAGCCACUUGGUUGGUUUGAAAUUCAUUUAAUUGUUGAGUUUUCAGGGGAAAACCUUUUCAGUAAUACACCCAGGCAUUGUGUUGUGUUAGCAUCGGACGUUAGGGGCACUGCAGGGUACUUAAAAUGCUCAGUGUGCUCAGCAUGGCUGAGAUAUGCCUCUGGGCAGAUAAAGAUGGUAGAUGGGGUCUCAUUGGCACUGUGUUUGCUGUGCAUUGCACACAACCACACUGUAAGCAAAGGAUGUGGCUGCUUCAUUCCCUUGCCUUCUUAUGACACGUGCAGGUCUUAUAUAUGCAGAACUAGAUUUUCCCCUUUUUGGAGAAAGCUUUUCCUGUGCAAAAGUUAAUGCUUUUUUUAUUUUCUGUGUUUGUGGUGUUUUCAUGAAGAAUUAUCUGUAUGUUGUUUUGUCUUUCCCCAGCAUACGUCUCUGGUUUAUGAUAAGAAAAGCUUAUACAUAAAAUAAUAGCAACGACACUGUGCAUUUCAAAGGCAUUUGCUUGUAAACCCUCAAUUUUGCAUUUAAAGCAAAACUGAACGAUGCGCUUGAUUUUGUGAGAUCCACGUGUGUCUGACAAAAUGAAUCGUUCACUGUAGUUUUUCAGCACAUCUCUGCAAUUUUAAUUCACUUUGAAAUAAGGCAGGUUGUGGGUGGCUUCCACAUUCACUUGUUCUGUAGCUGAAAAGAUUAGAAGACAUUGUGAGUCCUGUGUUCCAUUCUGGGCACCACAUCCAGGUGUAGACCAGUGAUUCCUAAAUUUUGGGGGGCCACCACCCCUUGGUUCCAUAAACGCAUCUCCAGUGCCCCCCACCUUACCCGGUAAAAAGGCAUUAUUCAGGUUUGUAGGACCCAUUAAGGAAGAUAAUAACAAAAUAAAAUUCACUUAAUUGCACAUUUAUUCAAAAUCCAAUUGAAACUAAUUAGCAUAAUCAGUUCAGCAAAAGUGAUGAGUUUGGUCCAGUGAUACCAGCUUUCAAAAGUCUGAGAGUCAUUUACACCUCUAGGUAAUCCCACUUCCCUCUUCUAGGGGUGGUAUCAUUCACUUGAGGAACCACUGGUGUUGACCAAUUGGAAUGAGUUCACUGAGGGCAGCAAAGAUGGUCAGGGGUAGGAAAUACAUGUCCUAAGAGGAAUGGAAGCCUGCAGCUCAGUAGCAGAGCAUCUGCCUUGCGUGCAGAGUACGCCAUCUUAAAUCCUGUGUAUCUCCAGGUCGGGUUGAAACCUUGGAGAGCCAUUGCCAGUCAAAUUAGACAGUAUGGCGCUACAUGGACCAAUGGACUGACUCAGUUUGGCAGUUUCCUAUGUUCCCAACUGGGUAGAAUUAUGGAAUUGUAGUGAUGGAAAGGGACCACAAGGGUCAUCUUUUAGCCCACUUCUAGUCUGCAGGGAUCUCGCCUGUCUCCAAGAAUUCUCAAAGAUCAGGCUUCCUCAACCUCAGCCCUUCAGAUGUUUUGAGACUACAAUUCCCAUCGUCCUUGACCACUGGUCCUGCUAGCUAGGGAUCAUGGGAAUUGUAGGCCCAAAACAUCUGGAGGGCCGAGGUUGAGGAAGCCUGUCAAAGAUUAUAGACACCUGUUGAUGCAGCCUAGAAUAGCAUUAGCUUUUUUUGUUGUUGCAUCACACUGUUGACUCAGGUUCAGCUUGGAGUCCACUAAGACCCCAAUGUCCUUUUCACAUGUGCUUCCAGUAAGCCAGGUGCCCCCAUCUUACGUUGCUGCAUCUGGUUCUUCCUGCCUAAGUGCAAAACCUUUCAUUUGUCCCUAUUGAAAUUCAUUUUGUUAGCUUGGGCCUAGGUUUCUGAUCUCUUAAGGUCUCUUCCUUCUCUGGGUAGUGGCAGGGUAGGGUUCUCUGCAGUGUGCCUUCCCCAGCCACCUUGGUAUAUUCUGAGGUCUGCAAUUGUCCUUGCUCCUCUAGCUGUUGCUUUGGAUUUCCUGCAUGAAGCAGGCUAUGCUAGAUAGCUUGCAUUGGGGAACCAGUUGCCCCUCUUGAUGUUGUUAGACUCCCAGCUCCCAUCAGCUCUAGUCCGCACGGGCAGUGGUCAAGGAUGAUGGGCGUUGUAGUCCAGCAACAUCAAGAGGCUUACAGAUUCCCCAUCCCUGGCCUACAAAGUCUUGCAUGAUGCUGUAUUGGGGGUUGCUUCUCAGGCUAGGUCUACAGUAUUCCUUCAUUGUGCCAUAUAGUGGUACCUUUGUUCCGGAGGUCUGUUCUUAACCUGAGGUACCACUUAGCUAAUGGGGCCUCCUGCCGCCGCCGCCCGAUUUCUGUUCUCAUCCUGAGGUAAAGUUCUUAACCCGAGGUACUACUUCCAGGUUAGCGGCGUCUGUAACCCAAAGUGUUUGUAACCCGAGCUGUUUGUAACCCGAGGUACCAUUGUAGUGUUACGUGCUUUAAAAAUAUGUAAGAAAUAUACACCAUAUAAUGAUAUUUAACAUACAUUUGCCCAAGAGACCUCAUUAUACUAAGAAAAUCAAUAGGAAAGGCAGCUAAUUAGAUGAGGAAAAAGUUUGUAGUGGAAUCCAAAAAUGUAUAGGCAGAAACAAGCGCUAUUGAAUUCAAGAAGUGGGGUUAGGAUUUCAGCCUUAACAAAAAUGAUUUUAUCUAUAUAUAAUUCUCAAGAGAGUGUCUUUAAAGAACUGUAUUUGUGGAGUUCGCAUUGGCAUGUGCAAGAUCGAUCCCCAUAUUUGACAGCUGCAUUGACAGCUGUAAUACUAGAUGAUCCUCACGGUGCUUUCAAACGCUACAAUUUUAUGACUUUAUGUCUUGUAAAAAAUUCAGUAUUUUUGUCUGCUUGUAAGAUAUAGUGAUGGCCUGGCCACCAGCUUGGAUGGGGAGAGGAAGAACCAUGUGCUUCACCUUGAACUUUGUGGAGGAAAGGUGGAAUCUAAAUGUGAUGGUGAUGAUGAUUUUUUUAAUUUUUUAAAAAAACACCCCAUAGUUUUUGCUUAGUUCAGAUGUAAUGGCAACCUAUAAUUUGCCACAAAACUGGAAGUCAGGGAACAUGCAAGCUAGGGGCAUGUCAUGUAGCGUCACAAGUUAAACCUAGUUUGCUGCUUCGUUGUAGUAUGCUAAGCACUUGAGAAUGCGACUACGUGUGUGCGUUUGAGGAAGUCUGCAAUGUGGAAUGUAGAAGAAUGUGGGCAGGCACAAAUAUAUGGAUCUUUCAUGCUGGAUCAGUGCUCUGCGUCAGGAUUGGGGAACCUUUUUUUUUGACAUUCUAUUCUGAGCAACCUUCUCAGGGCAACAUGCCAAUUGUAGGUGGAGCCGGAGGCAAAAGCAGGCAGAGCAGUGACUCUAAAUUUUGCUUUCAUGUAGUGGGCACUCCUAUCUCCAUUCAGGCAAGCAAGAGGCAAACACCAAGAGUUGAAGGACACAAUCCAGGCAGGGAAAAACAAUCAAGGCCAGAGAGGGGUGUGGCCUGGGGAGAGGAGGUGUGGAGAGGAGGGCCAAAUAGAGCAGUCCAGAGGGCCACAUUUGGUUUGCCAACCCUUCUCUGCAUGGACCCUUAGUCUAAGGCAGGCAUAGGCAAACUCGGCCCUCCAGAUGUUUUGAGACUACAAUUCCCAUCAUCCCUGACCACUGGUCCUGUUAGCUAGGGAUGAUGGGAAUUGUAGUCCCAAAACAUCUGGAGGGCCGAGUUUGCCUAUGCCUGGUCUAAGGUACCAUGGGCAGUUCAUAUGUUCUUAUCUGCUGUUUGCGUUUUCUACCCCUGUUUCUACACUGCGUGUAGAAUGUGUGCAUUGUUGUUCCAUGACCUAGUAACUUCCAUCUUGGUCUACUGAAAUGCGCUUUGUGUGGGGAUACCCCUGAGGUCAGUCUGGAAGAUGCACCGAGUGCAAAAUUGAGUGGCUCAACUGCUCAGUGCAAGGGCCAAAUAUCACCUCCAUGUUACAUAGUGCUGAGAGUCUUGUACUGGCAGUCCUCUACUGGACUUAGUUGAAGGUGCUGAUUUUGAUACCAUUUCAUCAGGAGGUCCAUUCCAUUUGAUGCAGAAAUUGGACCUUUAGUGUUGUGGCAUCUACGUCUUGGAAUUCCCUCCAAUUGUGUAUCAGACAGGUGCCAUCUCUGUUGUCUUUUGGUGCAUAUUGAAGAUUGUCCUUUUCCAGCAAACCUUUUAAGUGAAGAUUUUUGUCCUCUUUCAUCUACAUUGGAUUAGAAAUAGUGUGUUUUACAAACACACACAUUUUUGAAUCACUUUGGGAUGUUUUCUAGGAAGUAAUUUAUAAAUUAAAUGAACAAAAUUAGCUUGUACUGAUACGAAAACUCCAAGAGCUUGGCAGCAAUUCUUGGCGAGUUGAAGUAUUGCGGGUUUUUCUGGAGAAUUUUGAAUUGGAAAAUUUCCCACUGUAUGUUAGGGUAAGCUGCCUUGGGAAAAAAUCAUUUUGCAUCAGAAAAUGUUGUGAUGUCUUAGAGAGGGAUUUAAUUUAGCAUCUUUAUGAUGUACUUGCUCUGUAAUACAGAUGGUUAUAGGUAUAUUUUAUGUUUAUGUUGAGUGUUCACUGACGGUUUGGUUUGUCUUCAACAAGUAACAAAAAAAGUUAGCAUUUCUAUUUUACUCAUAGCUGUUAACGUUUCCCUUUUUUAAAGGGAAAUUCCCUUAUUCUGAAUAGGAUUCCUCGGAAGAAAAGGGAAAAGUUGACAGCUAUGAUUUUACUUGCAUUUAGUAAUCAAAGCUAAAAACUUUGAAACUGCUAAGCUUGCCUAGUGUUGUAUUUGCAGUUGGCACCCGUUCAUGGUUAGUCAUGAACUUAGGAAACAGAAGAUUUUCUAUGGGGAAAAAUAAAUCACUGGGGGGAAAAUUCCACCACACAUUGUUGGUGGUGAAUUGUGAGGCAAAGGGUAUUAAACACAGCGAUACACAAGAGGUUGUCAGAAGGCUCCAAACUGAGAUAACAUAUGCGAUUGAUGGUCCCCUUAGGGUAGUUAUUUUCAAAAUUCCUGCCGGCUUCCUUAUUGCUUUGUCUGAUGUGGGACCUUGAAACACCUCAGCUGACAUUCACACAAAAAGGUUUUAAAGUUGCAGGUGCAGUCUCUACCUAAGAAUUGAAGGCAUCACUAACUUGUAUUACUAGGGCUGUGUGUUGUCAGGCUGUUUGGCAUAAGUGAAUGCAAAUCUUGAGAGAAGUUGUGAAACUACCUCCUGAGGGAAGUUUGUCAGGCCCUACUCUUGAUUGGAUAUCAGGAGCGAGGUGAAGACUUCAGUGUUCUGGUGAGCAUUUGAAGUGUCCGUUCGAAUGUUUAAGAUUAUGCUGCAGUUGAUGUGCAGUUCUGCUGCUACAAUCUUGGUUUUCACCCUGGUGCUGUUGGGAAUUUUCAUUAUGCGGUGUUUUAAUGAAGGGAAGUUUCUGUUUAUUGAAAGUUACGUAUGAUGAGAGGCAGAGUUUUGUGGUGGAACACAAAAACAUAAAAUGUGCGUGGACAACAGCAGAGUGCUCCAUUCUAGUUGAACAGCGGCUGGGAUUUCGCUAGUCUCCACAUGUGUAUUGACUGUUGACUGUAAAAGGAAAGCCAGUUACACAAUUAGACUCUCUGACUUUUACUGCAUAUAUUCCACUUUGGUUUACUUCUGAUUGAUCUGAUGUUUUUCUAUAUAGAGUGUACAUUUCCCUUGCAAUAAUUACUGGCAAGAUUGAACACCCUUUUUGGAACAGGUGAGUGGGCAUAUAAAAUAAAUUUGGUGGUUGGUUGUUUAGCCAAAGUGUUCAGUUUGUAAGUCCAAUGGCUAAUAACUAAAAUGAAAGUUAGGAAGUUACCCUGUGCAGUUGUGGCAUCGUAAGCUACUAUUGACUAAGACUCCCCAAGCUGAUUAAUGAUUUGCUAUUUAGAUUCAAAUCAACUCAUAAAAAAUAAUCAGUAUUAUAGCUUGGAAGGGAAGGAAUUCCAAAGGUUGUUAUCGGGAAAGGAGACAUGAACUCAUAGGCUUUUACUUGCACCAGGGUUUUAUUUUGGUAAAGUAAGGGCAUCUGUACUUGGCAACACAGAACUAAAGUAGGACAACUCACUAGAGUAGGUGUGAAAUGCUGUCUUAAGAGAUGUGAGGCAUAGUUUGAGUGUUGCAGGUAAAAAUGAAAUGUGAUGAACUUAAGCUGCCUUUCUACUGAGUAGGAAUGGAAGGAUCUGUCAUUCUGCCAAUAUUAAUCCCCCCCCCGCACAAAAUGCAGUUUGUGCAUUUUCUUUUAAAAAACCCACACAAAUUAUUAUAUGCAUUUCUGUAUGUAGUUUUGACUGAUGUACACAUUUCUGCAAGCAGUUUCUCUUAAUAUGAUUUUUUGGUAAUUUUAACUGGGGCUGAUGGGAGUUGGAGUCCCAAGUUCAUACCACCCAGCUCUCCCUUCUGGAGCUGGGUCUGAAAGUUUACUUCAAACUGCAGAAAAGAUAGGGAAGCAAAAUAAAUAUUGUGGUACAUAGUCAGCUGCUAAUGACAUAGAAAAGAAAGCACUGUUCUAUUUUGUCACCUCUGAAGUGUUGACAUCCCAUGUUUUGGCUGAAUACCAAAUGUAUACGAGAAAAGUACAAAAGCAGCGCUACCUCUAAAAAGUUGUUUUUGAGUGAUGAAGGUUUUAAAAAAAGGAUUGGCUUGGUUUUGCUUCAAACUUAACUGAAUGUGCAAAAUCCCUCCAGAAAGGGAUCUAAGAUUUCCAGUUAUAGCAAAGUAAUAAAAUAUAAUUUUUUUAAAAAAAGGAUUUGUCUGUUAGGUUAAAUUUCUAGGCUCCUUUCAAAUUCACACGUUGGUUCAAAACAUAAACAAUGCAAUGAGAGCUAAUUGAAAAGCCAAAUCCAAACGAUGUUAUUUCUUUUUAUACCUUUAAUGUAGCAAUUUGAAGUCAAAUAUGGUUCAGGGCUUGAAAUGUGCUUGCAGAAAAUCAAGUUGGGACUUGUGCAGUUUUGGCGGUUGGCAUUGUUAAAAUAAUGCAGAGGCAAAGUGCAUGCACACAAGCUGAAAACAACCCAAAGUGUUAGCUAUGCAGCUUAAACUAUUUAAUCGGUUUUUAUUAAAACUUACUACUGCUGGACUCUAUUAUAGACUAAAAUACUACAGAAAUGAUGUGCAGUCAAGUCCUAAGCAUGUUUACUGAGAAGUCAGCACUUACUGAAUCCCAAGGGGCUUGUUCCUAGGUACAUAAGUGUGGUUAGGGCCAAAGCUUUAAACAUUACCCAAUCUCUGAUAUUUCUUGUGUUGGUAUUAAAGCCUAUAUUAUUCUUAGUGUUGAAUAACCAGUGCCAGUGAGAUGAUAUCUUACCCACUGCGUAAAGCAGAGGAAUAAAUUUCUGUGGAAUAAGAGCUUUUAACCUUGAAAGGGGUACGUGUCUGCUGUGGAAACAGAGCAGACAUAACAUCCAAGAAUUCGUUGCAAAGAAUGCAAGGGGGCAGAAAUGUAGCAAACCAACAAAUUGUUCACCAUUCCUCCAAGGAACUUGAGGUGAUGUUCACGGUUCUUCUGCAGGUAUCCCCCCCCCCAUCCUCUCACAACAUCCCUGUGAGGUGAGAUAGGCUGUGAGAUUGUGUGGCUGGUCUCAGGUCACGGGGGGGGGGGGGCUUGUGGCUGAAUGAGGAUUUGAACUUUGGUCUCCGUAAUGCUUGUCUGACACUUGCAGUGUCAAGCAGAAGGUAGACAGGGAUCUGGGUAGACCAGUAAGGGAAUCUGGGUAGACCAGAAAGGGUUUCUGACUCACAAAUAGGAAUAAAACAUUUCCCUCACCUAAAUGCAGCUGCUGAAAUGAUGAGAGCUAACCAGAGGUGCUGCAAGAGGACCAUGAACUGACCAGUUCUGGUACUGAACGCAUAAUUUAGGCUCAGAAUAUGCUCAGAAGGACCCUUGUUUUUGAAUCUUUGCGUGUACAGUAUUCAGCUCCUGGUUCCUGUUGGUAAAUAUUGGGGUUCCAGAAAAUAUCAAAGGAGAUCCAAGAAACCUAAAGUCUGCCCAUAGCGGCUUCUGAGAUUUCUCCAAAGAGCUUUGUGAUAGCUUGGUUAAAAAACAAACCAUCAAAUUCACAAAAUGGUGUUGGAAGGGGGCGGGGGAGUUGCAUUGCUUAUUUACCAGCAUUCAGCACAGGCACUAGCAUGUCAUCGUCCUCAUGGCAUAAACAGAAGGAAUUAGUCCCAGGUCCUAGUCCAGCACUCGAACUACUUCCCCAGCUGACCUCCUUGGAAUGAAAUGUUUGAUGAAAAUCCACUAAAUUACUGGAGGAAGGUUUGUUAAAUGCCUGGAAUUGGCUUUUUUAAAAGAAGAUGUGAUCAAGAUGCAAGUGUAUGCUUUAAACCAAUGGUUGGGUAUUAUUAACAGGAAGACUUACUGCAACUAGGUAUUGGAGAUAUAUGGAAGGAGCCUCUGAUGGAUUGUUGUAAUAAAGUCUGGGAAUUGGCACUUGUUUAGAAACUCACCAAUAAACUUAGAAGGGCACAAGGUUUAAAACAAAAGGACUUCUUUGCGGUAGAAUGAAAUUGCUUCAUUAAGCAUACAGUGAAGAAUGACUAUACAGGACUUCAUAUCAGCAUUCUAGGUUGCUUUGAUCAUUUUUUGGGGUUAUCCUUUGAGGAACCUGUGAAAAUAAGGAUUUAUGAUGUGGACGUGUGGGCUUCAGAUUUGGAUGCAGACUUAAUCUCUCGGCAAGGGUGAGGGUUAAAUUAGUCACUUCUCUUUUCAAUUUCUGCAUCUAUAUUGUUUUGUAAUAUACUUACAAAAACAAUAGCAACAACCCUGUGAGGUAGGUUAGGCUAAGAGACCAGUGAGUGGGCCAACGUCACCCAGGGAGCUUCAUGGCAGAGUGCAGAUUUGAAUCCUGACCUCCCAGUACAGCCUGCCAGCCAUUACAUCAACUGACUACCUUCUGAUUGUAUGUGGAUAUGUUUUUUGGUGGAAGAUUGCAUUUUCCCAUUGAUAAAAUGCUAUAAUUUAAGUGUGAGUGUUGGUGUCUUCCUUUUAAGCAGCAGUAAGUUCUUCAGUAACUACUGUUCAUUUAACACACAAGUAAGUCAUUAUAAAGUAAGUCAAGUAAGAAAGGCCAUUUGAACUGGGUGGGACCCCUCUGAACUCUUCUCAGGCUAAACCCCGUACUGUCACUGCAUCUUGCCCCAGUUGUUCUCGUCUGACUGGAAUCUAUGUUUAUUAAUUUAUUUAGACCACUACUGUACUGCUAGAGAGAGAGCAGUGCACAGAAAUCUAAAACAGCAACCAGAAAUCUGACCAAAAACACACACACAAUAAAAAGAUAAAUACAAAUUACUAAUAAAUGUAUACUGAUAUCUGUUCCUUUUCCUUCUGGCACAAUUUCCCAAUCACCCAGCCUCUUGGCUCUCAUCCAUGACCCAAACAAACUCACAGAAUCAUGCCCCUCACACACACAAAAUAAUCUCACAACGAAGAGAAUUCCUGGAACCUUCUGACAUCACCCUAGUCUCUCACACUAAGCUUGCUUUUAUGGACAGGCACCAUGAUUGAUGGAGCUUUCUCGGGUUGUCCAUAGCUGUGUCCCUGCUCAGCACCUUGUUUGCUGCAUGGCACACACACACAAUCCCAAGCUGCAGCGGGUUUAGUUUGGUGAGUUUCCUGUGUUGUGUGUAAAACAGAGAGCAAAUAGGGCACUCUUCCACUCUGUGGUCUUGAACUCUCUUAAUGCCUCUUGCAUGGUGGAAACGGAGGGCGUGUGAGUGUGUAGACACUGGCCUACGUACAAUACAAAGGUAACCUUGACAUUUGAUGCUCCAUCUACUUUUGCUUCACUGUGCACCGGCAUGUGGUCCCUUGCCCUGAAAACGGUUCCCCAUCUCUUGUCGUAGAAAGACAGUUGCCCACAAAGCAACCGCAGCUGAUUUCAUGCUGAAAGGAACUUCGCUCCAAAGCUGGCUUGCAAUCUUCACUUGAAGGUCAUCCCUUGUCUCCCCCGUCUGGGAUUUAGCCCAGCUAGCAGACAUAACAAUUCUGUGAUUGCCACGUUUAUUUUGCCCUCCUUCCUUUUCAGUGCUCACCCCACCUUUAUUAAAUUAGUCUAAGACUGAGUUUUGACCAAGCUGUGGGAGGCAGUGGAAGACAGGAGUGCCUGGCGUGCUCUGGUCCAUGGGAGUCGGACACGAGAGUCGGACACAAAGAGUCGGACACGACUAAACAACUAAGCAAAAACAACAAGACUGAGUCUUCAGACCAGACAGUGCAGAACAGUAGUGGGGAUUCUGUGGCUCUCCGUGUGUUGUUGGACUCUAGCUUUCAUCAGACUCAUCCAUCAAGAUUAAUUGACGAGGUUGAUGGGACUUAGUAGCGCGACAGCCAUUGGAGUUAGGCCUCUAUCCCUGGUUUAGAAUCUAAGCAAGGCUAAUUGCUGUACAGGGAUGAGGAAAAUAAGGAGUAGAAUAGAUCUUCUGCCAGAAUAGCACCUCCUGCUGUAGCAUCGUUGAGAUUUGCUUCCUCAGAAGGCCAACCUUUCUCCAUCAUUGAAUAGGUAUCGGGAAACGGUGAUAAUUUAUUUUCUGUCCUUUUCUCUUCUUCCGGAGAAGCUUAGUAUCUCGGCAUGUCAUGCUACUUGUGCUAUCCUUUCAAGUUUAUCUCUGUAGUCUUCCUAUUUUAAGAUUUCAGUUGUUUCAUUUGGCUUCUUGGUGUUGGGUUAGAUCAAAGCCCUCCGUUGCGUACUCUGAAAAUAGAUAAAUCAAGCGAGGCUUGUGAAAAUAUUUCAAGGCUUAUUAUGGUGUGAAGUGCUUUUUGUUUAAUUCUUUCCUGUUAAUUCCCCCCCAAAGAAAGCAGUGUUUUUAUUGUAAAUGUUGCUUUUAAACUUUUAUUAGGAUAUACAUUCUAUUUUUCUUCAGCUUAUUAACAACAUAACCUUUAAAAACUUCUUCUUAUUAUUUCUUAGCCUUUUUAUAUGUUUAUUAUACUUGGCUAUCAUCUAAAUAGAAUCUAAAAACUUUUUUCAAGUGUAAAAUUAUAUCUUAUUUUAUCCAUAACUUCUUAUUAAGCUUUUAUUUACCUUUUCAUUUUAGGAUCUUUAUGUGAAAACUUUGAACAAAAUGAAACUUUUAUACAAACAUUACUCAAUACUCUUUCUUUUUUCUUUUUCAUUUUUUAAAAACACUUUCUUCCUUUAUAGCUUUUUCUUUUUUAAACCUGUGUUCAUUUUAGAUCUAUCAGGUUGGUUUUUAAAGGUCUGAGUUAAAGCCGCUUCAGAGUUAUUUAUUUCUUUUGUGCAAAGUCAUCAACCUGGUUUCUGUGUUUCUGUCCUGGUAGCUUAGGGGGAAUACUUUUAAUACAUUUACCGUAUAAUGCAAAUGAAUUCUAUAAGGGUUAAAAAAAUUUGUAACUUAGCUUUAUACAUUUUCAAAUGUGUAUCAUUCAGGCACACAUUCCAAGGAGCUAGAAUUAGCUGUGUCUCACUUUUGUGUAUGUAUUUGGUGUCAAAUGUGGGUUUGCAACUGCAUAAUGUGUGAAUCAGGCCUUACUCAUUUGGGUUCUCUAUCUAAAGUACCUUUAACUUGAGUGACUCUCUGCUAUGAUUUGCUUUCCUCCACCUCCUUCCUUUCAUGUUUACCAAAGCAUUCAUUCAUGUUCCUUUUCAAGUUCUGUGUGGGGACCAUAUUAAGUAAUGACUUGCUAAGUGGAUAUAUGCAGCAAACCUAUGCCCAUUCACAUGGCCAUUUUGAUUUUACUUUUGCUGCAAGGAAACCCAGAAGCUGAACCCUGAAUUCACCAUAGUUUCUUGUUCUAUCUGAAAUUUUAAGCUAUAGUUAUCAGGGUUGGUUUAAAGUUGGUUUGAUAUCCUGGCUUGUUCUGAACCUGAUAACCAUGGUUUCCUGGUUGAUGAAACAGGAAACUAUAAUUAAUUAGUGGCUUCUUGGUUUAGUUAUGGCUCUCAUAAAGGGGAGAACAAAGAGCAAACUUUGUGAGCAAGAUGUCAAUUUACUAAGCUGAGAUAAGGAUAUCCAGACCAGCUCAGUGAGUCAGAAAUUCAGUUGCGCGAAGUGAAAACACAUAAGCAUUGUGAAUUUGGGGCAACGGGGACACCUGGAUUUGAGAAGUUCUUUAAUCUGCAGGUUGGCUGCAUGGGCAAAGGAAGGAUUAAUUUCAGUCUUUCCAGGCAUUUCCUCCCUGUAUGAUAAACGCAAUGUCUGUAGAUUUAGCCCCCUCACCCACACCCACACCCAGCUCCAUUGCAGGAUAGCACAUUUUCUUACUGUUCAGAUUGCAAUAUUUUGCCACUGGAAAAAGAUUUUCAGCUGUGCUGCAAAUGACAAAACUCUCUAUUGUUUAUUGUGAUGCAAAUUCUCUGUUCCUUAGUUCCCAAUCAAACAAAACUAUGAUUCUGCUUACAGACUUUUUUAAAUAAUAAAAAAGCAGCAGUAUUUUCUGUUUGUGUGGCUAAUGUUUUUUUUUUUUUUAAACCUUAUGCUUUUGGAACCUUAAUAUUAGGAGCUGUGAAGAAGCUGUGUUUUCUAGAAGGUAGGAGUGGGAGUUGUGUUGGUGGCUAGACAGGAAAUUAGCAGGAACAAAAGCUAUUGAGGAGUUAUUAAAAACAACUACGAUUGUCAAGUAGAUAUUUUGCUUUUGGACUACUUGUGCAUUGAAGAUAGGUCCAGGGAACAUAUUUAACUUAUUACUUGCAUUUGACAAAGCACAAGUGAAACGUUUGUUAAAAUGUUUUAUCAAUUUUAUUUUGUGUCUUGGUUUGUUCCUAUGCUUCGUUUAUAUAAGGAUUAUAUAUUUUAACUUGGUGCAUAGUAGAAAAAUGUAUGGUUUUGUGCUCUAAUUUGCUUUUAUUGGGUAUGUGGCAGUAUUAAAAACGACUGUAAAAUGUUUGCUGUUUAAAGAAGAUAUUUCCUGGUGUGUGUGAAUAUUGUUCUACAUUCUUGAAAUUACUUCUCCUAGCUUCAGAAGAUUUAAACCUUUUGCAAAAUCUUUUUUAUAUUUAUUUCUGGAAAAUGUUCUUCAUUGGAUAUGAUUCUCGCCAGCUUAGGGAUGUUAAUUUCAGACAGAGGGCGUUUUUGAACACUGGGUGUUCUAAUUCAGUGUAUUGGAUACAAGCCGCAUGUGAACUUCUACUAAAUUGAGUUGUAGACGUGGGACUAGCACAAGCAGGGCAGGUGCUACCUGCAUGAUUCAAAACAGGAACAUAGUUUGUGUGCCUUCCUUAAUGUAUGCUUUUCUACCACUCUCGGUUUAGUAUAGUACCGCAGUGCUAAGUCAGCAUGUGGGAAGAAGAUGCUCUGCGGACACAGGCUAAAAUGUUUCAGGAUGGUCCUCAUAUUGUAGAUCUGCCGUUAUGUAAGAAAAUAAUUACAAUUGUGGUUUCUUUAUCUGUAGAAAAAAUCACCCACUUUGUAAUUAUGCAUGCGCACACAUUGUAAUUUGCAAAAGUACAAUUGUCAGCGGUAAGCCUCUUGCCUCACUUAACCAUAGUAGCUUUUGUUGCGUGUCAAAUUAAAUUUCUAUAUUCUUUUGGGGAGCCUUCCAGUUCUAAUCCUUUAAGUCAAGAGAAAUGAAAAACAGAACAAAAGAACACAUGCAAUUUAUUUUAGGCAAUGUGGAAUGCAAAUCUGUAUCUGCAUGCUUUAAUAGUUGUUAAUUCAUUUGCCAUAGACUAUUUCUAUUAGAAGCCCUGGGUUAGCUGUAAAGCAAAGCUCCGCUUAGAAGAGGAAAACCAAACCUUCUCUGUCCUGGGCAGCAUUCUUGUGCCUGACAAAUGUUGAGCAAUCCUCUAAACUCUUAACCUCGUGUAACAAAAUAUGUGAAAUGACCUGACAUUUCUUGAACAGCAGAAAUAUCUGUGAGUGCAGAUUCAUGGCUUAGGAGCACCCAAUAUUAUAGAACAGUUGAAGUGGAUGUGACGGGUAUCAGUAUGGGAGCUUGCGGGGCUGUGUGAGCCUUGCAGAGCUUUCAAAGGAGGCGUGAAACGUAAGGCAAGUUUAUGCAUUACGCAGCAAUGAACCUGCUCAGGGAAACGCAAGCAGGCCACAGUUCGGUGGUAGAUCACAAGCCUUCCAUGCUAAAGGUCUCAAAUUCAACCCCCAGCAUCUCCAGUUAGGACUGGGAGAGAGCCUGUAAAUGGUACAGUGCUCUGACUCAGUAUAAGGCAGUUUCUUAUAUUCCUGUCCUAGGUUUUCCACUGAGCAUGUGCUCAAGAGGGUGCAGUUUAUUUAUUACCUGUACCCCACCUAUCUCAUUGGGUUGCCCCAGCCACUCUGGGCAGCUUCCAACAAAUAUAGAAGCAUAAUAAAACAUUAUUGAAAACUUUCCUAUACAGGGCUCCCUUUAGAUGCCUUCUAAAAGUUGUAUAGUUACCGUAUUUUUCGCUCUAUAAGACGCACCAGACCACAAGACGCACCUAGUUUUUGGAGGAGGAAAACAAGAAAAAAAAUAUUCUGAAUCUCAGAAGCCAGAACAGCAAGAGGGAUCGCUGCUCAGUGAAAGCAGCAAUUCCUUUUUAUGUUCUGGCUUCUGGGAUAGCUGCGCAGGCUGCAUUCGCUCCAUAAGAUGCACACACAAUUCCCCUUACUUUUUAGGAGGGAAAAAGUGAGUCUUAUAGAGCAAAAAAUACGGUAUUUAUCUCCUUGACCUCUGAUGGGAGGGCAUUCCGCAGGGCGGUUGCCACUACCGAGAAUGCCCUCUUCUUGGUUCCCUGUAACUUCACUUCUCUCAGUGAAGGAACUGCCAGAAAAUCCUCGGAGGAGGACUUCAGUGUCCGGGCUGAACGAUGGGGGUGGAGAUGCUCCUUCAGGUAUACUGGGCCAGGGCCAUUUAUGGCUUUAAAGGUCAGCACCAACACUUUGAAUUGUGCUCGGAAACAUACUGGGAGCCAGUGGAGAUCCUUUAGGACUGGUGUUAUAUGGUCCUGGUGGACCAUAAGACCUUCUGUUUUUCAGUGGAACAAGGGCUAAAAAUCAGUAACAUUUCUAGUAGCUUGGAUGGACUUCUGUUUUCAAGUUUUAUGUAAGUUACUGAAAUGAGCACAGUUUUGGUUUUAAUGUAAAAAGGCAGAAGUUUGGAGCCGGGCUUCUUUGAUGACACGCUUAAGUUUGGUGUGAAUGAAGUACACUUUUUUUUUUGCCUGAGCUUCUGGCAUAUUCACAACGAAUGAUGUAAAUAUUGGUCAUCACUUACUGUAAAUCUUCACGAUGCUUGGCAGGCGUACGGCUUGAUUGAGCUACACAGUGAUGCAUGCUGGGAAGUAAUUUACUGUAAGUGUUGUCUCCACAGUGACUCAAAAUUGGAAGUACUUUGAUAUGUACAGAUUUUGAAGACAAAAGAGAGCAGAAGAAAAGUCACGGCAGUCGUGUAGCGCUACUGUUUGUUUAACCUCUACAUAGCUGCAAUAUAGAAAGUGCUAUUUGGGUUCUUUGACUUGGCCACACAUAUGUAAGCUGAGAGCACAGGCAGGGGAUAGGUGUCUGGUUUUCGUAACACUUUGAAAACAGCAUAUGAAAAUCCCAGAUCAAAAUCCGUUGCUUAUCGGGUCAUUUAUAAGGUAGAGGUGGGAAACCUUAGGUCUGGGGGUAGGGUUGAACGUGGCCCCCUCCUGUUACAAAUGGUUCUCUUCAUUUAUCUGUUGUGUGGCCUGGGCACUUCAAGUACUUUUUGUGUAUGGAACUAAAAGUGCACUUUUACGACUUUGGAGCCGUCUGGCCUGCGGAAAUGGCAACUAGAUUUUCUGUUUUGGCAACUAUAAACCUGGUUUACAAAGCCAUUUGGCACCUAGCUUAUAUAUCUUGAGUUUCUUAACACUGUAAGUUGUUAGCUGCCCUGGGCUCUGUAUGAGUAAGGGUAGGAUAUAAUAAAAACUACUACUACUACCGCUACUGCUACCAAUAAUAAUGAUUUUAUUAUUUAUACCCCACCCAUCUGGCUGGGACUCCCCAGCCACUCUGGGCGGCUUCCAGCAGAAUAUUAAAAUACAAUGGUUAAUCAAAUAUUAAAAAGAGAGACUGGUUUAAUACAAACUCUAAACAAAGAAAACACAAACACAGGAUAGUUCUUUUUGUGUGAUUGGAUGAAUUAAAAGAAAAAGAAAAAAGACUGGUACUCCAGGAAGCUUUUUGUGAUGCACCUAUUUGGCUUCUGUUAUGAUAAAGAUUUGUCGCUUUUGUUGUUGUUGUUCUUGACAGUAAUUCUAAAUGUGUGUAUAUACUUUCUGUGGAAAGGAAUUGGAGAAGUAAGGCUGAAUUCAGUAAGGCUUGUAGCUUGCAGCACCCCAAGGAAAAUAAGAGGAAGUACUGCUACUGUGUGUAACAGCACUGCACCAAAAAUUAAUGCGUCCUUCCAUGUCCGAAGAGGCUAUUGGGAAUCAAAGGGAGGGGAAAACAUGGAAGGGGAGAGGGGGAAACAUGUAUGAACUUGGCACUCAAUGUGAGCAUCUCCUUCUCUUUCAAGUUCCCCAACUCUCAUUAUUUGAAGGAAAGGGUGUAGGGCCUAGCUCACAGUGGAAGCAUGGUGGAAUAAAUGCUGGAAAGUGUCUCAAAACUCAUCUAGUGAUUCAGGACUACUACGGCAUUGCUGAUAGGUAGCCAUCCAGCCUCCACUUAAAAACUUCGAGUGAGGGACAAUCCACUGCCUUCUGAGGCAGUCUGUUUCUCUGUCCAUUACCACUAGGAAGCUCCUCCUAAUGUUUAGACUUGAGUCCUUCUCCCCUUUGUAGUUUCAACACUUUGGUUCAGGUAAGUACCCUCUAGAGCAACACAAACCAAAUUUACAACCGUCCUUCAAAUAUUUGAAGAUGUUUUUCCUGUUUCGGGGAGCAUUUAAUAUUUGACCCCCCCUAUUCCCCCCCCCCCUGUAUUUUGUGGGAAGCUUCCUAGAGUGGCUGGGGUCACCCAGUUAGAUGGGCAGGAGUCAGUGAGAGUUGUGACCUGGGAAGAUUUCUGAGGGCUGGUUAGAGACACCGGGAGUAUUCUUGUUUGGCCGCCAGGCCUGAAGCUUCUGCCGUUGACGUUCACAUGUGGAGGCAUGUGUUACCUGUGACUUUUACAUGUUGUUUGCUGUUCUGACCCCUGCACAAUCCCUUUUCGAUGACAUAAAAUGAUUUUGGAAGGCACAAAUUUGUGUGUGUGUGUAUGUAUAAAUAAAAUCUGUCGGUAACCAGUAGAGAAGAUGAUAAGAAUACAGAGCACAUAAAACAAUAAAAUACGUUAAGUAUGCUCUUAAAUGUAGAGUUAAAAGCAAUGUAAAAUAUUGCACACUUGUUUAAUGUUUAAAACCUCAAAGUCUGCAAUUGUGAGAGUGAGUUAGCAUGCAUGCAUUGGAAAUGCGAAAAGAUUAUUUUGAGGCCGGUGAGGAAAAUGAGAAGUGAUGAAACAGAAUGUGCUUGCAGCCUAGUCUCCACCUACAGCUAUCCAGAUUCGUAUCAGCAUGUUGAAGGUGAAAGACUCUCUGUUUUACUCUCAGUCCCAAAGAGCCAUUUUGUUCUACAUAAUCUCUCCUCUCUUUCCCUCUCUCGUUUGCAGCAAUGUACACCAGCAAACACACCAAAUUGCUUACUCACCAACUUGGUUUCUCUAUGAUUCGUAUAUUGUGGAAAAAGAUGGCUAGUUUAGUGUAGAGGGUGAUGUCUGGUUUCAGGGUGAUGCUGGGCAUGUUUGAAAGGAACAAAACUUAGGGUUGAGUGUGCAUAGCAUCACCCGUGAACCUGGCAGUGGGGCAUGAACAUACAACCUUAGCACGUCAAGGGGCUCUAGCCUACGAAUACACAAUGCCCAGGCAUUUUUAUGAGCUGUAUUCUUGAUUGUUUAAUCCACUCUGCUAUUGAUUGCUUUUGCUGCCUUAAUUUGUUGUGUUGGAUUCCCCCCCCCCCCCGCAUGGUCAUUUUAUUUGUUGCACUGAUCAGGGGUCCCUUUACCUUUACCCUUAUGCUGAACGGAAAACGAGUUAUAAUAUUUUUAAUAAGAUGUUGUUGGUGUACUCAUAUUGUAUGUGUGAGUGCUAGCAACCUGGUUCGUGCAUGCCUUCUGUGCUGAUUCCAUGUACUUGACAGGUGUGUUUGGUUUUUAACAUGACCAGUGUCACAUUUAAAGCAAUCCUAAGGGCAUGCACUGGGCAGGCACCAGAUAAAAUUUUACAGUGAACUAACUAGGUGACUUUAGGAAAGCUCCUCUCUCUCAACACAUAUUCUUCCAUCCACAAGACAGGACUAAUAUUAGUUCAGUUCAUUAUAGGGGUACUGACAAUGUUUAUGUACAUGAAGCUCCUUGAAUAUUUGGCGUAAUCUUCACCCUUUUAAAUAUUCAAGGAGCUUCAUGUACAUAAUCUUCACCCUUUUAUUUUUUUUUAUAAAAUAUAUUUAUUAGUAGUUUCAAAGUUAUAAAGAAAAAAGAAAAAUUAAAAACAACACUAUAAUACAUAGAAAAAAAAGAAACAAUACAACAAAAAAAUAAAAAGAAAAAUGGAAAACAAAAGAAAAAAGAAAACAACAUAGAUCCCAAAUUACAUAUCUAUAACUUCCAUUUGCUUGUUUCAUUGACCUCCUCACACCUCCCUUUUUGUAUUCUAGUUUAAUUAGUUAUUUCAGCAAAUUCUUUCCAUCUUUCUCAAUUUUUGUUAAAAAAAUUAUCUUGUCAGUUUAACUUAAUAAUUAGCUCAGCAAAUCCUUACCAUCUUUCCCCAUAUUCUAUUAUUCAAAAUACCUUAAUUUAUUUAACCUUAUCUUACCCUAAAAUACCUUAAAGCUUAAAUCUUAGUUUUCAAAUAUACAUAACUCCUGAUAUCAUUUCUGCUAGAGUCAUAUAGUUUCAUUCCAACAUUUUCCCUAAUAUUCAUUAAUUUUUAGCUAAUUCCCUAAAUAAAAAGUUUCCUUUAUAAAUUUUAUUCCAAUCUUCAUCCAACGUCUCAUCUUCCUGGUCUCGGAUCAUGUCAGUCCUUACUGUCCAAUCCAUCUAGUCCAUCAACCUGGAAGCCUUAUGUCCGAGGCCCUUAAGUCUCUUCCAUGUCCCUUCUGCAUUUCUUCUUCUUCUUGUUUAUACUUGCCCUUUUCCUUGUCUUUUGUUGGUCUCUUUCUUAAUUCCUUUCCUUUCUCAUUGAGGAGUAGUUCUCUGGGGGGUUCCAACCCAGAAUUGUCUCCAUCUCCCUUCAUCAAACCCACCCAUUCCCCAAAGUCCCACUCCCCACAGUCCUCAAUAGAAUCCAAAAAGUAUUUAAAAACAUAUUUCAAGGUCUCUCCAAAGUUAGGAACCUCCUCAGCACCAGACUCCCCCUGGCCCAUUCCAACUUCAAUCUUCAAUGACAGCGGCUUAUGCUCCUGUAGGGCCUCGGGUCUCUCCAUUUGUAUUAUUUGAGGCGCAACCGCAUCCUCCUCCAUUAUCUUCUGUUCUUGCCCAGUCAGUACAGAUUCAUGAGUUGGUCCCUGAAUAAUUUCUGUAUCAAUGUUCCCUGUUUGUCCACAGUUAUUAACCAGAACAGUCAAAUCCAUUUUUUCAUUCAUCAAGUCCAUCUUCUCAUGCAUCUGUUCCAACAGGGCACUUGUUUUGCAUAAGGCAAGCACCCAAUACAAGAGGACUUCCGGGUCAGCGCCAUCGGUGAAUGGCGGAGUUCCUCCGACCGGAGGAACUAGCUCCGUGAAAACUGGGUCUUCCCGCCACGGCGAAGGCGGGGACCCGCUAGAAAUCCCAGGCGGAGGAAGCCUGGGAACGUGGGGUUUGGCAGGGCACCAGAAGCGCCCCCCCUACUCACCGGGAACCCCUUUUUGGGGCGCCGGUUCGAAGCGGGGUGAGCGGCGCGGUGCUGCGAACUGAUUGCUACUUUCACGGAGUGAAGCCGCACAGCCAUUGCCAGAGAGCGCUGACUUUUUCCUGUGGACAAUUGGAUUUAAAACAAGUACCCGUGAGUAGAAACGGAAAAUUGGAUUAAGAAAUAUCUUAAUUUGGUAUCGAAGCAGGAAGGUUCAGAACAGGAAGUCCGCCUUCCGCUUUUUGUAUAUAGACUAAAGCAAAAACUUCGUAAGCUAAAGCCUGGAAAGCUGUCAAAAAAGUCUAAAUUUCCUUCAUUCAGAACUACUGAAACCCCCUUGGAAGCAGGAGAAAAGGGGGGGGGGAUUCUGUUUAACCCCUGCAGGAGAGGGAGUGAGAAGGAUGAGUUUCCACCGUCUCUAACCUGGGAACGGGGUGUCAGAGACAGAAAUUGUAGGUUCAUUGACUGUGAAUGGAAUAUUUUGACAGAUAGUUAAAGAAGAGAAACAAGCAUAAUCUUCACCCUUUUAAAGGGGGCGCAGGUGGCGCUGUGGUCUAAACCACUGAGCCUAGGGCUUCCCGAUCAGAAGGUCAGCGAAUGGAAUCCCUGCGAUGGGGUAAGCUCCUGUUGCUCAGUCCCAGCUCCUGCCAACCUAGCAGUUCGAAAGCACUUCAAAGUGCAAGUAGAUAAAUAAGUGGCUUAGUCAUGCUGGCCACAUGACCCGGAUAAACUGUCUGUGGGCUCCCUCGGCCAGUAAAGCAAGAUGAGCGCCGUGACUGGACUUAACUGUCAGGGGUCCUUUAUCUCCCCCCCCCGCCCCUUUUAAGACUGGGGCACUGGAUCAGUCUUAAUUUUCUGCUUUAUGGGUUGUAUUCACUGUUGCCCGUGUGUGUUAUUUUGUUGGCAUCCAUCUGUCUCGAAAGACAAUGGAGUGUGCCUCCGGGGGUGAAGUCAAACCGCUGGAGAAUCAGAGUGCCGUAUAUAACUAUCAUCCAUUCUAGCUAGUAUUAUUGACAGGUUUCUUUUGGCUCAUAAGCUACUGGAAAAAGGAGUUUUAGGAUGAAAUCUUGUAUAAACUAAUGCUGUCAGAGUAAAUAAAAAGGGGUUCGGGGAAAUCAAGGAAUAUAAUAAUUCCAACUAUUCCUUUGAAAUGACAAAGUGCCCACUUCUUAUUUUAGCCCAUGAAUCUAGAUUUGCCAAGUUCUAAAUUAGGAUGCGGCAAUAUUUAUUCAGCAAGGCAUAAAUCUCAUUUUACACAUCAUUCGAACUGCCUUAUAAUUUAAUAGGCUACAAAUUUUACUGGGCCUUGUUAAAAAAAACAAAUCAGAAGUGGGUAUCUGGCUUAAAGCCUGUUUUCCAUCUGUCUGUAUUUAUAGAAUUAUGCAUGUUUUUAACAUGAAAAAUGUGAGGUCUGUAGUUACAGAGGCAAAGCAAAUUAAGUCAUUUAGUUGUUAAAACAGGUCAAUGUGAAUACCACAAAUCCUUUUCAUCCUGUAAAUACUAGCAAAAUGCCUGUCGCUAUGAUGGGCUUGAAGAGAAGCAAAAUUAGAAAGAGCUUGAACAUCAACAGUGUCUGAGAGCAAGGGGACGGUAUUUCAACUAUGUCCCACAUUGCAAGCUCCCGUCGAAUUUAGCGUCUCCAGUGGGAGCCACUAAGAACUAAGUGCUCACCGACAUCAGUAGCCAUAUAUGCUGGGUUCCCUUUCUUAGUUACACUAGAACACGGGUGCAGAACAUUUUUCAGCCCAAGGAUAUUUAUCAGGGCCUUGUGGGCCAGGGCAACACACCACUGUGAACAACAGUGAAUGUAGAUUUUACAUUUGUACAGUAGGCUGUUUUAUAGACAAGGCCCUUAAACACUCCUGUCUGGCUCCAUCUGGGCAAGGAAGAGUAAUCACCAGAGUUCAAGGUCAUAUUGCAGCUAGGCAAAAGCACCCGAGAAGCCUGUGACUGAUGAGGGAGAUUCUCAGGGGCCGCAUAGAGGAGUUCCUCACUCCUGUGCUAGUCUGUGACAAUGAGAGGGAACCCAGGAAGCAGUGGUUUUAUAUACAGCGGGGUGGAGACCCUGGUAUUGUCCAGCUGUUGUUGCACUGUGCCUCCUAUUCUCCCUUACCACUGGCUGCACAAAGGGUGGGGCUGAUGGGAGUUGUAGUCCAGCAACAACUAGGUAGUGUCAAGUUAGGAGAAGCUGCCAUAAAAUGGCUGUCAUAUUGAAAACCACAUUGCUUUCAAUGAGAACUAUUUUCCGGAGCUUUAGUCAAAUGGAGCCAAGUCCUGAUUCUCUAGCUUCAUGUGAUGUUCUUCGAGCCUUCGACUGAAGCUGCUUUGUUUUUGUUCGUUCUUUGUUUUUAUUCGUUACCAAACAAUACUUCCUCUCCGGUGACUCUUUCUGCAUUUUCAGAUCAACUUGCCUGCUGACUCAGCAGCCUUUUGUUUUAUAAAACGUGAAUCUUGAAAUAUUAAUCCUAUGUGUUUUGAUGGUUUAUGUUAGGCCAGGCAUAGAGAGCUGGUUCUAUUUGCGGAAACUGGCCUUCGCUCCUGAAAGGUUUGGAUAUUCUAGACUGGUAUUCUUUAUAAUGUACUGGUGACUGACAAAACAAUGGGUGGUAUGUGAAUAUAGAAAGGGUGGAGGAUUCUUCCAAAAUCAGGCUUGAAUCCCAACUUAAGGUAACUUAACAAUUCUCACAGGAGAAAAUCCCCUCCAAUACCCAUCCUAUGUCCAAUACCCAUCCCACUGAACUUUCAAAGUGCCUUAAGGUACACAGAUAGGUUCAUGAUGGAAGGAAGACUGGGUUAACUUGUCAUGGAACCCUUUGCUGAAUUUUAAAAAUAAAAUAAAAUCCAAAGGCUUUAGAGGGACUGCAUAUCUUUAAUAUGUAUUCUGUCACCAUACUUUACUGUGUCUCAUUAACUUUUUGUUUUUAAACGCAAAUAUAGGUUGUGCUCCUUUGUUUCUUUUAUUUUUACGUUUUCAUUUAUUUUCUCAAAUUACAGUGAUUGACUCUGUAACACGAAUCAGCUAUACCUUCAAGCGUUUUGCCCAAAUAUUUGUCUACCAGCUGCUUUGUUUGUUCAGUGCAAUUUGCUGAAUCAGACUAUAAAUUGAGGGUGUUCCCUGGAACUAAAAGCGUGUGAACAGUCUAAAUGCAUGACUUUGAAAUGUUUAAAUUUGUGUUUCAAGGACUGUCCUCUGAGAGGGAGGGUUACAAAUUGGGAUUAGUUUUUUUCAAAAUUGCAACCAUAUUUUUACUGAAAUGAAACAAACUUGUUUACAAUAACUCCUUGGCAUGUUUUAUGUUCUUUCUGGUAGUCAAUAUUUAACCCGUGAAAGGAACGAUAGUAUGAGAUCCCAAAAUGAUUGUCAGAGGUAAUGCACAGUAUGAUCGGAUUUGAGUCCUAAUAGCCAAUGCGGCAACUCAUAGACCCAUUUUCAUCCCUAUUUAUUUUGUUGAUCAUAGAAACAUAGAAUCUUAGAGUUGGAAGGGACCCCACAGGUCAUCUAGUCCAACCCCCUGCAAUGCAGGAAUCCCAGCUAAAGCAUCCAUGACAGAUGGCCAUCCCACCUCUGUUUAAAAACCUCAAAGGAAAGAGAGUCCACCACCUUUUGUGGGAGCAAAUGUCAAUCCACUGAAAACCUGAUAGAUGUUUGCUCCAAUUCAACUGUUAAAGAGCGGGUUUCCCCAGGGGAAAUCGGCAGGACAAGUGGAAGUGUGUACAAGCCCUGAGUGGGCACUGAGGGAGGAGAGGUCUCAUUCCCUCACUGCAGUGAUAGGGAACCUGUGGCCUUUCAAUAUUUCUGCACUCCAGUCUCCAUCAUCCCCUAACUAGCAGCAUCCUACAACAGCCCAUUGAUGUCAGUGUAUCAUCCAGGUAUAAUAAUAAUAAUAAUAAUAAUAAUUUAUUAUUUGUACCCCGCCCAUCUGGCUGGGUUUCCCCAGCAGGUAUGCAUCUGGCCAGUCAGUAGCUAUGCACCUGUGUGGUGCUGACGGAUCUGAUUUCUGCUGCAGCUGCCACCUUGUGUCUCCCGUUCCUCUUAGCUGUUGUGCAGGGGAAAUGGCCAAGUAGAGCCUCUGCUCCAAACCUCCCUAAUUUAAUAAUGACAAUUUGAUGGUUUAUUAUGCUUUUAUAUUCGCUGGAAGCUGCCCAGAGUGGCUGGGGCAACCGAGUCAGGUGGGCAGAGUGCAAAUAAGAUAACAAUAAGGACAACAACAACAACAACAACAUUGUAUAAGAGGCCCUGCAAAAAGCAUGUUCACAAAAGCGGAGCAGUUCUGCAGUAACAAUCUAAUGUGGAAGCACCCUUAAAUUAUUGGCACUCGGAAAAUUGAAAUAUCGUUAGAACUUGACUGCCCUGACAUUAUUUUCCUUCCUUUAAUUGAAUGCCUCUAUCUUUAGCUCGACUUUAAUGCUAGGCAGCAGACAAUUAAAAAAUUUGCAUACAUUUAAAUGUAUUAUGCAAGCCAGCAAUGACAAUGCUUUAAAAAAUAAUUGGUAAGCCUUCAUGGGCUCGCAUUACACCUGUAUUGCUUUGUGACAGAGUAGACGUGUAGAGCUCCUUGGACCUCCAGGACAUCUGAGGAAGCAAAGCAUACACGUUGUCCCAUGUGCGCUACAGAACAUGCAUGCCACCCUGCUCCUAGCAUAGACAGGAGGAGAUGGACAGGCCAUGGAAUCAUUGGAUUGUGACCAGGCUCUGCUGAUUGAAAUGAAGGCUGGCUGUGUAAACUGAUGCCAGAAAGCUGAAGCAAAAUGAAUAUGUCUUGGCUGGGUCAGGGAUAUAUCUAGACUUUCUGGAACUCUUAUAUGCUCCUGCUCUUCUUUGUAUGUUCAGAGCAGAGCAAAACAUUGGUUUAGAGAAUAGGCUGGCAGUUUAAUGGUAUUUACCCCCAAUAAUUUUCAGCCUUUAAACCUUAUCUCAGUGCAAAAACCUUUCUGUUCUUCCUUGCCUUUUAAAACCUCUUUCCAGAGUUUUGGAGCAGUAUUGGAUAUGGGCACCCCUGCUUCCAGUUCGGAGAUGUAAAGUCCUGGGGAGUGGGAAUGGUGGAAAAGUGUGCCCUGCCCCAUGUUCUUUUCUGUCACUCUAUUUCUUAUUAUUUAUUAAAUUUGUAUACAGUGGUACCUCGAGUUACAAAUGCCUCAGGUUACAAACGCCUCAGGUUACAGACUCUGCUAAUGAAAUAUACUCGGAGUUUGUAGUGAUUUCAUGCUCUUUAUUGCAGCUUGUAAAACAGUGAUUGAAUUGCCCCCCAAACCUCAGGCUUUUAUAUACAUUAUUUAUACAAUGAGUCCCGUCUGAUUGGCUGAUUCUACUUCCCUCCUGGAGCCUGAUUAGUCUUUUCCUGCAGGCCAAUCAGUUCAUAGAAUCAUAGAAUCAUAGAGUUGGAAGAGACCACAAGGGCCAUCGAGUUCAACCCCCUGCCAAGCAGGAAACACCAUCAGAGCACUCCUGACAUAUGGUUGUCAAGCCUCUGCUUAAAGACCUCCAAAGAAGGAGACUCCACCACACUCCUUGGCAGCAAAUUCCACUGUCGAACAGCUCUUACUGUCAGGAAGUUCUUCCUAAUGUUUAGGUGGAAUCUUCUUUCUUGUAGUUUGGAUCCAUUGCUCCGUGUCCGCUUCUCUGGAGCAGCAGAAAACAACCUUUCUCCCUCCUCUAUGUGACAUCCUUUUAUAUAUUUGAACAUGGCUAUCAUAUCACCCCUUAACGUCCUCUUCUCCAGGCUAAACAUGCCCAGCUCCCUUAGCCGUUCCUCAUAAGGCAUCGUUUCCAGGCCUUUGACCAUUUUGGUUGCCCUCCUCUGGACACGUUCCAGUUUGUCAGUGUCCUUCUUGAACUGUGGUGCCCAGAACUGGACACAGUACACCAGGUGAGGUCUGACCAGAGCAGAAUACAGUGGCACUAUUACUUCCCUUGAUCUAGAUGCUAUACUCCUAUUGAUGCAGCCCAGAAUUGCAUUGGCUUUUUUAGCUGCUGCGUCACACUGUUGGCUCAUGUCAAGUUUGUGGUCAAUCAAGACUCCUAGAUCCUUUUCACAUGUACUGCUCUCAAGCCAGGUGUCCCCCAUCUUGUAUUUGUGCCUCUCAUUUUUUUGCCCAAGUGCAAUAUUUUACAUUUCUCCCUGUUAAAAUUCAUCUUGUUUGUUUUUGCCCAGUUCUCUAAUCUGUCAAGGUCGUUUUGAAGUGUGAUCCUGUCCUCUGGGGUGUUAGCCACCCUCCCAGUUUGGUGUCAUCUGCAAAUUUGAUCAGGAUGCCCUUGAGUCCAUCAUCCAAGUCGUUGAUAAAGAUGUUGAAUAAGACCGGGCCCAAGACAGAACCCUGUGGCACCCCACUAGUCACUCUUCUCCAGGAUGAAGAGGAACCAUUGAUGAGCACCCUUUGGGUUCGGUCAGUCAGCCAGUUACAAAUCCACUGAGUGGUAGCAUAGUCAAGACCGCAUUUUACCAGCUUCUUUACAAGAAUAUCAUGGGGCACCUUGUCAAAUGCCUUGCUGAAAUCAAGGUAGGCUACAUCCACUGCAUUCCCUUCAUCUACCAGGCUUGUAAUUCUGUCAAAAACGAGAUCAGGUUAGUCUGACAUGACUUAUUUUUCAGAAAUCCAUGCUGACUAUUGGUGAUCACAGCAUUCCUUUCUAGGUGCUCACAGACUGUUUGCUUAAUGAUCUGCUCCAGAAUCUUCCCUGGUAUUGAUGUCAGACUGACUGGGCGGUAAUUAUUUGGGUCCUCUCUUUUCCCCUUUUUGAAAAUAGGGACAACAUUUGCCCUCCUCCAGUCUGCCGGGACUUCGCCUGUUCUCCAGGAAUUCUCAAAGAUGACUGCCAGUGGUUCUGAGAUCACAGUUGUUGCAUUCUACAAUCCUACCAGCCUAAUAGGCUGAUUAACUUCUUCCUGGAGCCUGAUUGGUCUUCUCCUGGAAGCCAAUCAGUUGUUGCAUUCUACGAUCCUACUUGCCUGUUGUUCUAGGACCCAAGCUUAGUACAUAACAGCUAACCUGGAAGAGUUACCUCACGUUGAGAACUUUGACCCAGGAUGAGAACGGAAAUUGUGGGCCGGCGGCAGCAGCAGCAGGAGGCCCCAAUAGCGAAAGCACGCCUCUAGUUAAGAACAGUUGCAGGUUAAGAACAGACCUCUGGAAUGAAUUAAGUUCGUAACUAGAGGUACCACUGUACUGCCCUUUGCCCUCAGGUCUCAGGGCAGUUGUUUCAGUGGCGGAGCUUCAUGCUCCAGCACCGGGGGGCGGAGGGCAGGCAGGGGCUGGCGUGUGUCCUGGGGGCGUGGCACACCACCUGCGGAGGCAUAGCACCCAGUGCGUGGGGAAGGGGCAGCCGCAAUGGCACCCCACCGGGAUCGUGCUGCCGGAGCCGGUGUGCUUCCCCCACACUCCUCUUCCUCCGCCAGUGAGUUGUUUCCUUCCACCCCCCAAUUCCCUGCAAAGAAAACCCAACCCCCCCCCCCGGGCUAUUUAGAUCUCUCCAUAGCAAUGAAAUUUCAUGGUCAGCUAUGAGCAAAUCAUUGUUUCCAGAUGUAAUAAUCCCAGCCUGAUAAACCAUGGUUUACUGGACCAGCAGUGAGCUGGCGCCCACAUACUUCUUCCUUGUGUCUUUUACUCCAUCCUCUCCUCAUGCACCCACCUUUAGCAAUGGCUGUCUUGGUUUUUGAAAUCAGUUUCCCGAGAUGUCUGAAUCGGGAAACUGGUUUAAGAGUUCCCUCCAAACUAGAAUAUGAAGCAAGGAUCAGGUCCUGGCCUAUUGUGUGUUGCUGAGUUGCCCAGGAGGAUAAUUGGAGAUAAAAGAGGAGGUAAGAAAAUUAUGUGAUUGCUGUACAAGCAGAAACAGCUUUUUUCCCUAAAAACGUUGGUUUAUAAAAUAAAGCCUGCUAAGUUUGUGAGCUUCUGAGCAGAAUGCAAUUCACCAGCCAUGUAUGGUGAUCUCUCAAAUCUUGUGGGACUGCUACUCCCAUCAUCCCUGACCAAUGAUCAUGCUGGCUAGAGAUAAUGGGGAUUGGAUUACAACCACAUCUGGACUGGGGGAGGCUGUUUUACUGUCUUCCAGGGUCGACAAAAACGGGGUUUCCAAGUACCUGAUUGUAUGGCUGCUGUUGGGCAAAGUUGUGUAAGUCCCCUCCCCAUAGUACUGUAAAAUACCAUAAUCAGGAUCUAGGUGGAUUGGUGGAAAUGUUUUUAUACAAUAGAUGACCUUCUGUGGACUAUAAGUAGCCUGCUGUAAAUUGCUUACUGUCAGGAACCACAACCAUUAUUUAUGUCCAUUUAAUCAUUAAUGAGAUUUAAGGUGACACAUCAAGUCAUAAAACUCUGCUCUUUGACCAUCCAAUAUUUUCUUACCGAGGAAAAGUUCUGAACUGCACCAGUUUCCAGUGGGGUAGCUGUGUUGUUAUUAUGUUCUUUACUCUUUUACUACUUACAAUGCAUGCUUAUUACAACUUUUAGAACCAGGAUUCUAAGUAUAUUGCUAGUGAUUUACUGGAGGUGAUUUUCUGUAGGUGUAACAUCUGAAUGUUCUUUAUGCUUACAAAAAAAAAAUACUAGAUUUCACUUUCUGAUUUACAGUUUCUGAUUUACAAGAUGUUUGCUGCAGCUUUCCAGAGAUUACAGAACUGCAUUUUUUUAAUUAAAGACUUGCAGAUGGCCUCAGUAGGUUUGUUGCUCAGGUUCACAUUUAAGGGAGUUAGAUGUGUACCAAAACAUUUUUUAGUUGUGUUUGUGUUCAGAUAUGUGUGUGUUAAUUAUUUAUGUCUUUUAAAAGCAUUCGUGCUUUUCAUGCACCUGGUCAUAACAACGUUGUUAAAAACCAACAAAAAGAAUAAUUCAAACCAUGAUUAAAUUCAAACAAGGAAAAACAAACCAAUUCACACCAGAAAGCAGUGACAGCAGAAAAAGAUUCCAGCUAGGUGGAAAGGUGGCAGAAUGAGAUGGCCUUUUAUCUAAGAGACAGAAACAUAAGGCACCAGCUCUGUAACCAGGGUAGGGCAAAUGGGUUCACAACCCCCCUAGAUUUGUGCUUCAUCCACCUGUCUCUCCAGAAAUUUCGGAAAGUUGUCUUAAUUUGUGGCAUGACAGCCUAUGGCAGCCUCCAUUUACAGAAUAACAGCUUGUUAUAAGGACAGGAGAAAUUUAAGAAUAGGACCCUCUAAAAAUUCAGGCAAGGUCUCAGAAGUCUCAUCUGCAAGAGCCCCCCAAAGUCUGCUUACUCAAGACUUUUCCCCAACUGAGGGUGGAUUUUUCAUGAUCACAAUCACUCUGCAGUCACUUAAGCCAGGGGUUGAAAAACAGACUCGGGAAUUCCUUCCUUUUUAAAAAGUAGAUCCCUAGACUUCCUAGUGAGAAAGUUAUGGGGUAACACACAUAGGUACUUUAUAAAUGUUUUCUGUCAUUUCACAGUAAGGUAUUUUGCACUUUGUAUAUUUUUCCUGGUACUGAGGAAAGCUUCAAGUUAGAAAGCAGGAACAUCAGUGUGUGUGUGUGUGUGUGUGUGUGUGUGUGUGAAACAUGAUUGUGUGAUUUCCACAAUCAGGACCAGCAGGACAUUGCUGACUUUCUAUGGUAAGAAUAAGGGUGUCAGAGGUGGCUGUCUCUCUAAUUCUAUGUUAUGCUGUGCUUCCCAUGUCAGUCGUUCUUGUGUUAUGUCAUGAUCCCCACCAUAGCAGCUAUUUUGUGGGCGGUGCACCUAGCACUUUGUCAAAUAAAGUGAAAUAAAGACAGAACUUAAAGUGAUCUGAAGAAACAUCUUCCCUAAGUUACCUUCUUAAAAUACUGGACUCAUGAUCAUAGUGGCUAUUUCCCCCUUUUUUUUUUCUUGAGUGCUUGAUGGCAAAGGAUGAAACCAGCCGUAGAGGAAUACAGUGGUACCUUGGUUCUCAAAUGCCUUGGAACGCAAACAACUUGGAACCCAAACACUGAAAACCCGGAAGUAAGUGUUCCGGUUUGCAAACUUUUUUUGGAAGCCGAAUGUGCUCCGAUUUGAGUGUUACGCUUCUGUUCUGAAUGUGAUGCUGACAAUUUGAGUGCCACACUUCCGUUUUGAGUGCCACACUUCCAUUUGAGUGUUACGCUGAGGUCUGUCUGUUUUUACUAAUUAUUUUGUGUUUUCAUUUUUGCGGCUAUUUUUGUUUUGUUUUUGUGACUGUGUGGAACCCAGUUCAGCUACUGAUUGAUUGAUUGAUUGAUUGUGUGACUGCAGUGCAUUGUUUAUUGCUUUCAUUUUAUGGAUCAAUGGUCUCGAUAGAUAGUAAAAUUCAUGUUAAAUUGCUGUUUUGGUGGUUGUUUUUAAAAGUCUGGAAUGGAUCAAUCCAUUUUGCGUUUUACUUUCUAUGGGAAAGCACGCCUUAGUUUUGGAACACUUUGGUUUUGGAACGGACUUCUGGAAUGGAUUAAGUUUAAGAACCAAGGUACCACUGUAGAAUCUGUCAGCUGCAGAGACUUUCAGUGACCCAUAAGGGUUUAGCAAAUUUGGUUUUUCUUUCAUUUGACCCAUGACUUGGGUGUUUGUGUGGAUUUGCUGCCUCCAUUGGGCUGGGCCCUGUGUGGCACUGCCCCAGAAGAGACUCUAACCCAAAUGUCUAUGAAGUUGGGAGCAUGCAGAGUCGGGUCUCCAGUAAAGAUCUUAAGUUAGGGAUGGGGAACCUGUGGUCCUCCAGAUGUUGUGGACUGUAACUCCCAUCAGCUUCAACCACCAUGACCAGGGGUCAGGGAUGAUGUGAAUUGUACUCCCAACAUCUGCAGGGCCAUACCUUCCUCAUCCCUUUGGUACUUAACUAGCAGCAAUGGGUAAUCUUCAGCUACUUAUGUAUGAUGGUAGCUGCUUCUCAUACAUUCAUAUGAAUAUACCUCCACGGGAUGUGACAUUUUGUGUGUGGAAGCUCCUCACAUCAGCUGCAGUGGUUUUGUUCAUGCUACUGAAGAUGUUCUUUUUCAGGGCUUGAUAAAGUCCGUAAUGCAUUAACAACUCAUAGUGAGUUUAUAAUCCAUACGCAAGGACUGUGUGUGUGUGUUUGUGUGUGUGUGUGUACGCGCACAUUCACAAUGUUGUUAUGGUUGCCAUGGCACCAGAGAACCAGUUUCCUCUUGUAUUAAUUGGCAUUUGUGCCUUGGUAAUUUUAUUUAUUUAAUUUAAGAGUAUUUAUUUGUUGCUACGCUGAGGAGCCAUGUCAGAUCACUGCACAAAGUGGGUCCUUAUCGGAUAUGUGACAAAACUUGUAGGAUUGAAGUAGACCGUGCCUGUGAAAUUUGUGACCUGCUAACCACACAGAGGCCACCAGCCAUGUUUGAUGGCUUGCUGGGAAACUGUUUCACUAGUCCUAAGCAGAAAGCAACAGCUUGUAUUGUGAGCUCAGAAUGCCUUGAUGCAAAGGCACACAUGUACUACAACCUAGGUGGCAUCGUCGAAGGCUAGAAAUCGGUGCACAAGGCUUGCAGGAGAAGAAACACGCUGGUGUAUGUUUUGGUGUUUGGAGGUACAACCCCUAUAAUUAUUUUGCUGGGUCUAAGUUCCACUGAAACUAGUGGACAUGGUUUUGAGUAGAUGCAUCUAGAAUUGCAUUGCUCAUUUUUAGUCAUGAGCUUAUGUUUCACGUUGUUGCAUCAGAACAGUUGUGAACUACCUUAGGUGCAGUAAUUGAAGCCAAGGCCAAUGUUACUCGAGUGGGCCGUCCACAUACCUACACACAUGCAAUGCAUACACAUUGUUUUAUCUGUGUGCCACUUUUCCACAGUUUAACACCAUGCUCAAGGAGGUUCGCAACAUGAAAAAAUACAUAAUUACAGCAUAACAAAAAUAGUCAUAAAGAAUAACUAAAACAUAAAAAAUGCACAACAAAACUGAACAAUUUACAUAUAAAUCAUAAAAAGAUCUGUUGAAGAAUCCUUGCAAGGGAAUUCUUUUUUUUUUUAUUUAUGAACAUCUUUGAGUAAGCAAGCAAGAAGCUCUGGUUUUUAACUCAACUCUGCAAACAAAUUACUCGUUAGUCAAUUGUGGCCUGGAAGCAGUUUUUGUAAAGCUUCCCUUACUAGUGACCAGGUAAAUAGACACUUCACAAGCCUGAAUUAAUCCAUGUGCCAGAAUCCAGUAUAUCCCAGUGAAAUCAUUGGUGAGUAAACACUCCAGAACUCUCUGCUGGAUCAUAACCUAAGGGUCUGACCACUAUGUUUGAAUAAUAAUAAAAAUGUAGAAGAGAUACUAUGAUCCCUUUCUGAUGUGGGCCAUUUUGAGCAUAUUUAAUGACAGCAACAGCCUCCUAGCUAAAACAACACAGACAAAUUAUGGCAGGGGCCAUUUUGAGGAUAUGUAAUGAUGGCAACAUCAGUUCUUUUGCUAAACAAUUCAGACAAAUAAUUUAUCACUUGGAACAGCAUUUAAAAAGAUGUUGCCAAGAUCACAGGAUGCACACAGAUUGUUUAUGCCUGUACUCUAAUCAUGGAGCAUUUGGCAGGGUACAGCCUCAACUAAAAAUACACAUUUUCAAUCUGAUUAAUUCAUUAAUUAAGACUUUAAGCCUGUUCAUAACUAAUUGCAGUUGAAGCGCCAUGUGGAUCUGAUUAUUUUCUCCACACCACAUUCCCGCGCCUCCAAUCUCACGACAUGGAGAAAAUAGCCCAAUUAGUGUGAUGAACAGCUGCACGUGAACCGUCUGAUGUGUGAAGGCAUCCGUUGGAAGGAGCAAUUUGGAGUGGCUUCUGUGUGUGUGUGUUGUUCCAUGAAGAAAAGCUGUUAUAGUGGUUCAGAUGCUUCUCCCCACCCCGCCGUCCCAAAAUUGGGCUUCAAAUCUGGCUGGGAUCUUUCGGAGUUGCAUGUAGCAGCCUCUCAUCAUGCCUCUUGGGAUUUGUCUCAUUGGGGCAUCUUUAAAAGGCCUUCCAUGGUUGCAUAAAUUGCAGUGGUCAAAUAUGAACCCCCCGUGGGGAGACACACCUCCAUACAACCUAUGCCUGCCAGCAAUUCAGCACCUGGACAAGGUGAUGCAGGUGGGAUAUAAUGUUGUAUGUGGACAUGGCCCUGGCACUCGCUCUUCAAGGGGUCAUAAUUUUAUCAGCCUCAGUUCCUCAUUUGCAAAAUGGGGAUAACAGCAGCCGACCUAAUUUGACUAUUGCCAGAAAAGCCCAUUAAGAACUCUGUGAAUACAGUGGUACCUCGGGUUAAGAACUUAAUUCGUUCUGGAGGUCCAUUCUUAACCUGAAACUGUUCUUAACCUGAGGUACCACUUUAGCUAAUGGGGCCCCCAGCUGCCGCUGCGCGAUUUGUGUUCUCAUCCUGAAGCAAAGUUCUUAACCUGAGGUAUUAUUUCUGGGUUAGCGGAGUCUGUAACCUGAAGUGUGUGUAACCUGAAGCAUCUAACCUGAGGUACCACUGUAAUAUUUUUUCUGGUUGAGUAGCAGCUCCCACCAUUCCUGACCGCUGGCCAUGCUGACUGGGGCUGCUGGGAGUUGGGAGUCCAGCAACUUCUGAAGGGCAACAGGUUCCCGAUCUCUAUAUUAUGAUUUAGCAAUGCUCAACAAUCAUCCUUUUUUUUUUUUUGCAGUAGCAGCUUGGUAGGUUGCAUAGUGAGAUCAAAUAUCAAAUUCCUACUUGGGAUGAACUUUCCUGGUGACCUUUGACAACACGCUUGAUCCACCUACCUCACAGACUUGUGGAGUGGAUAUAAGCCACUUGUUGCUUCUCUGUGGCUGGAAGGGUGAAAUAGCAAUUUGGUUAUCAAGGCAAGACCGACUGGUGAGAGUGUCAGGGUUGGUGCAAGCUGAGCAUGGGCUGGAAAGUGAUGGCAAAUUUGUUAUACUACCCUCAUUUGUCCCGUGGUGCGAGCAGAACAACUUGCUUUACAUGAACAACUGGUUAUAUCAACCCUAUAAAUGUUUGUUUGUUUGUUUGUUGUGUUAGCUUUGAGCCUCGCCUUUUCAUAUUAAACAUCCAAGAUGGCAAACGACAAAGCUAAAUAGUUGCAGAAUAAAAUCAGAUUUGGAAAACAAGAACAGAUGAAAAUAGACAGAGCAUUAAAAAAAAAAAGCAGUCAACUGAAAAUGAGCAACAGAGGAAACAAAUCGCUUAAUAGCCAAAAAGCCUUUCCAUACAGGAAGUUUGGAACAGGAAGCCUGACAAUGUUAGACAGUCUCAAUCAGCGGUUCUCAACCUGUGGGUCCCCAGAUGUUGUUGGACUACAACUCCCAUCAUCCCUGAGCUCUGGCCUUGCUAGCUGGGGUUAUGGGAGUUGUAGUUCAACAACAUCUGGGGACCCACAGAUUGAGAAAGGCUGGUCGAGAUUGACUUCCCUAGUGAGCAGGUUCUGGAGCAUGAAUUAGGAACCUUCUGCCUGUAGGCAGAAUCAGCAGGCCACAGCCCUUUGCUCCUUUCUGACACACUGGCUGUGUUGAGCUCCCUUUGUGAUCAUCCCAGCAUCAAUGGUCAUUUACAUGGCACUGAAAAUACUGAGAGACCCAGGGCAGUGGAAGAUGUGGGGCUGAGCAGGAAGCAGUUGCUCCCUUCCUGCACUGCUGGCUCUCUUGGCUUUCUCACUGAGAAAGAGGAGCUGGCAGUGCCGGAUCUGUGUGCCAAGAAAUGGGCUCCCUUUCCUCAGCAUGGCUUCUUCGCUGUGCCCCAAGGAACAAGACUCCCAAGGGAAUUCACUUCAGAAUGGAGAGGUUCCUCAUCCCUGUUUUAGAGCCUAGGGAAUGUAAGAGCAUAACAAGAGCGUGCUGGAUCAGACCGGUGGCCCAUCUAGUCCAGCAUUCUCUACUCACAGUGGCUGAACAAGUUGACUAUGGUCAGCCAGCCAGCAGGAUCUGAGCAGAAAAGCACUGUCCCCCUCCUGCGGUUUUCAUCUACUAGGAAGGCGCUUCCUCUUGUCUGUCCACAACGUGCCUCACAUGUUGGCAGGAUAUAGAGAAGGGCAUCUUGUGAAGAUCUUAAAACCUAGGCAGGUUUGUAAUGAAGAAGGCAGUCUUCCAGAUAUCAGCAGUAUAGACAUUUUGUAACUGCAGCAUUAAACUGAUGGUGGGGGAAAUGUGUGUGCCCUUUUAGCGUGCCUUCUUUCCAGGAAAACGUUACAGAAAUUGCUUGGCUUUAGACCUUAAGAAUUGUGCAUCAGGAUUGUUAUUUUUAAACGGCCUUCUCUGCUUCUGUGCCAGGAUGCCUGCAGAUCUGAUAAUGAAGCUAUUUUUUUUUUUUAUGACAGAUGCAAUUUCAAACUCUGAAAACUGGGACAUAGGCAGAAAUGCCCUUUGUCUGCCCACUAACUCCUCCUGCCUUUCAAAACAGAACAAAACAUAGCAAUGAACUCUGUGUACGAAAGCGUACAGUUGGGUUUUCAGGGGACCUAGUCUGAACCAGAUAUGGUAUGUAUUUGAAUCACUUGUGGCCAGAAUAAGUUAUUUCUUUUAAUACUCCCAGGUCUUUAACUAUAUAGAAAAAGCUCUCUAUAAAUUCUUAGUGAUGGUAGAAUACUAAUUUAAGCAAUAUUUACAUUCUGCCCUGGAUGACAAAGGGCCCAUUGGACUGGAUGAGAGAAAUUAUGUGGCAGCAGUUUUAUUACUUUUAUUAAUUAAUUUCUUUUCAUUAUUUGUUACAAUUUAUAAGAACUCCUUCCUUCCAUAGAACUCAAGGUAGUUAGUGUGCAUUGUUUUCCCCUUCUCACAGCAAACCUGCAAGGUAGAAUAUGCUGAGAGUUUGUCCCAAAGUCACCCAGUGAGCUUCAUAAUAGAGAUUUAAACCUGGGUCUUGCCUGUAGGAAGUGUGACAGUUAGUUUAACCACUAUGUCACAAUUUGAGAAGGCUAAUAAAGCCCCUUUUCCUAUAGGAAACCUGGUUUUAUUUGGGCAUUUUCUUUAUAAAGUACAGUGGUACCUCGGGUUACAUACGCUUCAGGUUACAGACUCCGCUAACCCAGAAAUAGUGCUUCAGGUUAAGAACAGUUUCAGGUUAAGUACGAACCUCCGGAACGAAUUAAGUACUUAACCUGAGGUACCACUGUAUGCAUAAACAGAGAUCCAGUUCUUUUCCAGAGGCAUGUUUUCCAGAGGCAUGUUCCAGGACUGUUGCAGAUGCUUACAUAUUGCAUCUGUGAUAGCUGAUGGAAGUGUGUGUGUGUGUGUGUGUGUGUGUGUGUGUGUGUGUGGUUUUUGGAUAUUGGAAUCUGGUUACAAAACUUUCCAGAGGGAUGGCUGGUUUAGUGUCUUGCAGCAGAAACAAUACCGAGCCCUUGUGGCACUUUAAAGGCUAACAAAUUUAUUAUAGCAUAAGCUUUUGGAAACUGUAGCCCAUUUUUUUGGUUACAGCUGGGGAUAAUGGGGAUGUAGCAGGGCAGUGGGAACAAGGGAGGGGCAGUGCAUGUGAUUUCAGCUGUGUGAACCGGCACAUUGUGCAUUCACCUUCAGACAUUAGUUUAAGUAUGGUAUAAAGCAGGGGUCAGCAAACUUUUUCAGCAGGGGGCCGGUCCACUAUCCCUCAGACCUUGUGGGGAGCCGGACUAUAUUUUGGAAAAAAAAUUAAAAAAUGAACGAAUUCCUAUUCUCCACAAAUAACCCAGAGAUGCAUUUUAAAUAAAAGCACACAUUCUACUCAUGUAAAAACACGCUGAUUCCCGGCCCAUCUGCGGGCCGGAUUUAAAAGGCGAUUGGGCCGGAUCCAGCCCCUGGGCCUUAGUUUGUCUACCCAUGGUUUACCGUACUUUAAAGUGAUGUGUGAACCUGGCCUAGUACAAUGAAAUAUAACCGUGCUUUGCCUCGGUGUUAAUGUAUUUCCAUCACAGUAAAGGAACAUAUAUUAUUAAGAUUCUUUGGAACUGGUAAGUCUGGAUAGUGGUUGCAUUACCCUUUUAAUGUUUGAAACUAUCAUUGUUUAUUACUUUAUUUAUUUUAUAUACCGUUCCUUAAGGCAUCUACUUGUGUAUAAGGCCAAUUGAUGUCAUCCUUUCCAAUAAAUCCUAUUUGGUGUCCUUAUUUCCUUACGAUAUGUACUUAGGCUCACGACCUUAAUUUAAUUGCUUUUUGUGUGUGUCUUAGAUGAAUCAUUUUGGGGCAUAUGAAUACAACAUAAAAUGCUACAAAGAACAAAUUGCCUCAGAGUAAUUGAGAUUUCUGAAAACAGGAGUUGCUUCACAGAUUUAUGUGUUGUUUAUCAGAUUUAUAAUUGGACUAUGAAGCAUGGCAUGUUUAAGGAGUCUAUUAAGCAAAUGUUCGUUUGACAAGAUGGUAUGUUCUCUCACCUUAUGGUUAGAAAUAACAAUGGAAUAUAAGAACAUCAAAACGGACUUGAUGGAUCAGAGCAAAAGGACAAGUACUAGUUCACUUAGAAGUAAGUUCUGCAGUAUUCAGUGAGGCUUAUUCCCUAAUAAGUGUGAUUAUGAUUGCAGCCUUAGUCUACAAAAAAUGGAGGUGGCAUUGUUGGUCCACAGGAAGUGGACGUAGAAUCCAAAAACCACAUGGCUUUAUUAGGACCAGCCAAAAUGUCUCAAAAUCACAAGCUUUUGAUUUGACCAGAACUCAUCCAUCAGGGCAGAAGAAACUAGGUGUGAUGGUGUUAGCUCAAAACCGACAGUUUAUACAACAAUCUACAGAAUGCAGAAAGAGUUAUGUAGACACAAUUAGAUUAGCCUCACCAGCUCUAAGAGAGAUUGCAAGAUGCACCCAGGGCUACAUGGACAAAGAAACAACAAUGACCUUACUUUCCAGCUAUGGUCAGUCAGUUCCCCCCGGAAGCUCACAACCAGCCACUUGUAAGGGAUGGGGCUGGUGAUUAUUGGGAUCUCACCUGACAAUGAUGGUGGAGUUUAAGCCUUUUGACCCCGGCUAUGGUCCCGACGAAAAUCUCUCAUCUGAAGCAGCUAUUUGCAUUGGAAGGAAAUCCAUCACCAUUGUCAGUGGCAAAUGGCAACUUUUGAUGAGCAGUUUUUGUCAGGACAUGGGGCAGGGGGAGAUUUUUGAUUUUGUUAAAAACAACAACACCAUUCUCAUCUGCUGCAGUUCUAAUAACUAGCAGUUCCUCGCGGCACCUGCUGUUUUACAUUUUAAAAACAACCGUGCUUAAUUCAAAGACAGUAUUUAGCCAAUCCUCAGCGUCCAGAACACACAGUGGUGGGGAUUUUGCUCCAUAUCACUAAUGUUGAUGGUAGUGGUGGGGAAACACACUAUGUAAUGAGAUUGGCCUAGAUAUUAUGGAGGGGAAGGUGGCACAUAAGCCAAAAGACAAUCUGAACUCAUCUGUAUUCAUUAAAUGAAAAUCAGCUAACAGAGUACAUAAAAAUAAAAAACCAGCCAGGCUCUCCCUACCCAUCCUUUAAGCACUUUAUCAAACAUGCCGAACUUCCUUUUUCAACCAUAGGAAUAGCCUUGCUGAAGGCCCAUCUUGGCUAGCCUCCUGCUUCCCAUGUGGGCUAACCAGAUGCGUUCAGGAAGCCCACAAGCCACAGGCACAAAGGCGGUGGCCUGUCCCACUGUUUCCUUCAAAAACUGGUAUUUAAGUGGCAUACCUCUUCUGCUCACACGUAACGAUGAGCCACACUUUCUGGCUUAUUGUGGUUGUCAAGAAUGAGCAGGACGCUUGUGCACGCUGUCCAGUUUGCUCCUUCCAUGGCACGUGCGGGAUAAAGCAAACCAAGAAACACUGGCUUUCCAUUAUGCCUGAACCGGGUGGUUUGUUUUGCCAUAACAAGACUUGAAGCCGUGGUUUUCCUGGUUUUAACCCAUAAAUCCCUAAGUAGGUUGGGACCAGGUUACUUGGAACAUUGCCUCCUCCCGUGUACAUCUUAGGCUCCUCUGCAAAAUCCCUGCUCCUGAGGCCAGCCAAGGAGAGGAUGGUUUCAGUAGUGGUACCAUGGCUAUGGAAUGAUCUCCCAGGGGGAGGGUUACCUAGUACUUUCUCCAGUGUCCUUUCAGCACCAGAUGAAGACUUUUUUGAUCACUCGGGCCUUUUAAUUUGUUCUUCUUUUCUUUUCCUUUCUUUGAAAUCUAGCCUGUUUUUUAUUACAAGAGAAACAGCAUUAAAAAACAAACCAACCCCUGGCUGUCUUUUAUUGAGCAGGAUUCAGCUAAUGAGUCUUAUUAGCAGAAGCUUGUGUUAAGGACUUCUGCUUGCCUAGCAGGGCUUCCCCCACUUCUCUUCCCCCUGCAAGCCCCCAAAAUUGGCUUGGGCAGGGGGUUGGGGGAACCCCUAAAUAGCGUGCAGGGGAAAGACAAGGGAAACUUUUGUCUGACAAGCGCUCUUUCACUCUUAUCACACACACACACAGAGCAUUGUAGUGUUCAUAGGCUGCCAGGGAAUAUUUGUUUGGUGGGUGGCUAUAUAAAUUCAAAUAUUACUGCUACUGCUAGUAGUAUUAACCUUCCCAUUAGUAUUCUCUAUUAGUAUUAGUAGGUGUAAUGAGUAUGGGUUGCUCGUGCGUAAGUUGCCGCCUCUCCUGGCUAUGUUGCCCUGUUUAAACCUUUCUGUCUGGGCAGCCCUUCAGUUCGUGACUGCCUCAGUCGCUAGCAGAAUCUGUCAGUGGGCGUUUCUUAAACCUUUUCCAACAUAAAAGUUGUUUGACGCCAAGUCUCCUCCUACUUCUGCGCAGGGAGGGUGUGGGUAGCGGAGGACCCGUGCUCUCCCCGCUGGUGUCCGGUGAAGAGUCCUGGAGCCCUCUUGCCAAUUCCCCCAUCUGCCCCCCUUUAUCCCUGGUGUUGCGCUGAUUUGCUUCCCCAUCUGCUGAGCUGCCUCUCUCCCUGCUGGGCCCUUCUCCAGCAUCAUUUGAGAGCCUCCCCUCCGCCUCUAGCUCCGAUGUCAGUUCCCUGACAGUAGGGAAGGUAUUACAACUCCUUAAUAACUUUUGGUCACCCAUUGCUGCACCUUUCCCAGCUCUGUGAUACCCUUUUCGAUAUGUUUGAUAUCUUGCGCAUCUAUUAAAAUUUGAACCUUGCCUCGUUUUUCAAAAUCCAUUUUGCAUUUUGAAGCAGGCACCGAGUUUUCUCUCCCCUCUAAUGCAUGACUCCCAGCAGUGAGAAAUAUUUGAAGUACCUUGAAAAAAAAUUAAUAAAGUAAUUUAGCCAAAAGAUAAUAGCUGACAUUUAUGGAAGAGAAUUGCUUGGCUGCUUUGGGAAUAAUUGUGUCCAUAAGAAAUUAUCUCUUUUGCAUUAAAUUGAAUAAAUGCAAUUAAUGAGAAGUUAAUAUAGUCCUCCCAUUUCAGAGUAAUGAUGGCAUUGGUUUUUGUUUUUUAAAAAAUAUAUCUUGACACUGUUAUCCCUUUAUGUAGAGGGAGGGGCUUUUAUUGUGGUUUCCACAAUAGUUCUUUAAAGAAGAUGAGCAAUAUUUCCCCCCCAAAUUUUAAUAAAGAAGAUAUUAAGAACUGCAUUUUUUUCCUCCUCUUCUUUCUCAGACCGUCAGCUUAAUCGCAUUUGCAGUGCUGUAACUGUUCUAAAUCAAAUGUUUUCAAGAUUCUUGCAGUGAGCAUUCCUUAGACAAGAAAAUAUCUGAGCCUCUGUGCUUUUCAGUCUUCCUCACUGCCUGAUUUCAAGGAAGAGGUCAGAAGUAGUCUAUGGUCCUUUAAAAGAGAGAAAAUACUUCUGACAUUAAAUUUAAUCUCUCCCCCCCCCAAAAAAAACCAACUUCAGGACUGAAAUUUGACAUUAAGAUUUGCUAAGCAAGCCAGUGUGGUAUAGUGGUUCUGUUAUAGGCUGGGAACUGGGAGGCCAGGGUUCAAAUCCUACCUUAACCAUGAAGCUCACUGGGUGGCCAUGGGCCAGUCACACCCUUUUAGCCUAACCUACCUCUCAGGGUUAUUUUGAGGGUAAAAUGGGGAGAGGGAGAACAAUGUGUGCUACUUUCCUGGAGGGAAGGUGGGAUAUAAGCAGGAUAAAUAAAUAAAUGUGUUUGUGCUGGUGAAUCAUUCAAGCCCUCUGCAGUCUUCCACACACACAGGAUUAGACAUGCAUUAGCAGAAGAAGCCCAUUGACCCCUCCCACUCUGUUAGUCUCUCCUCACCAGUCCCCAUCAUCCUCUGCAAAGUGAGAGCUGAACAUCCGCAGCAAGGAAUCUUCACAAGUAGAGAACUGCAGGAGUUGAACCCCCUUGGUGGGUGUGGCAAGAGAGAGUUAGGACCAAAGGCCUCAUUCCUGCUCUCCACCUCACUGUGUGAGGGGUGUAUCUUCAGAAGAAGGCUGUGGCCUGGGUAGUGAUGGAGACUUCAGUAGAUCAUCCCAGGCUGAGGCCUAGCACACAUGCACCUGUUAAAAUGUGGUGGUGUUGGGGCACAAGGGAACAAGGCUCAGCACAUCACUCUUUGAUGCUUGCAGAAUAAGGCUCAGUGGGUCUCCCAUCUGGAAAAUUUCCAGAGAGCUUCUUGUAGGCCAUUCUUUACCCACUAGUGAAUAGGUUGGUGUCAGCUCUGGUCUUCAACAGCAAUGGAGAGCUUCUCAAAGGAGAGAAGGGUAAGUCCAGUACAAUUUGAGAGACCUGUUGUCUGCUCUACACGGUGGCAAGAGAUUUUCCCAAAAGCCAACUUUGGGCACAUUGAUAGGUGUGGUUUCUAAGCUGGACUCAGACUUUAGUAAGGUCUUCUUGGACACCAAGUUUAUCCAUGUGGCCAGCUGAUAGACCUAGCGUCUGCUCUGGAUACCUUCCAGGGGCAACAGAAGAAGGUCUGCCAGUUGGUAGACCAAAUGGUAGACCAAAUGUUCUUUGAAAAAUAAACCUUCAGAAGGGUUUCUUGGAGAUUGCACACUGUAGCUAACCAGUAGACCUUCAAUGUGUUUCUUCUCUGCCAUGCAGAAUGUGAAUCAUUGUCAUCUCCAGGUAGGACUGGGAGAGACCCCAGUCUGAAACCCAGGAGAGCCGCUGCAAAUCAGUGUAGAUGAUAACCAACUAGGUGGACCCCGUAUGAGACAGCUUCUGAUGUUGGUAGCCACCUCUAGGUUUUAUGCUACAUCACCCCCACUAACUCACUCUGCCUUUGCAUUCUUACUGCCUUCGCAAUGUUGGACUUCUCUACUCUGACCUUCAUAUACAAUUGGGGGGGGGGGGUGGAAGAAGGAAACCAGAAUCUGGGGCAGACUGGAGGGAGCAGGAGAGAGUGUGAUGGCUGGGUGCAGUUUGCUUUUCUUAACUCUGGGUUGAGACACACCCAGUGGAAAAGAGGUGGAGAAGCACUCUCCAUUCUGUUAGCCAGACAGCUUGCUUCUCCGGGGAUUCCAUAGGGAGGUAAGGGGAUUCUUUGGCGGGGAAGGCUAGUGGAUGGAGCAAUGAUUAUUACCUGACAUUUCCUUUUGGAGAGUGGAAUUCUUCAUCUGCAUUCCAGCUACUCACCCCACUAAUUCAUUGUAUUUGAAAUCCUAGGGGUGUGGCAUUGGAGUUGUAUUUAGAGCAUAGAAAUGAAGAGCAGAAAAAUGUUUUUCUCAAUGAUAACAGAUUUAAUUACCUUUUCUUAAAAAAAACCCUGCACUUUUGCGUAGGGUCAAGUGUUCUUUCUUUCCUUCCUUUUUCUGUUUUAACUAUGCUAGCUGCACUCUUGUCCCAAGGAAAGUUGAUAAGGCUAUGCAGAACAGAAUAAAAACAAUCACACCUUUUUCCUUUCCCUUCCCAGGUGUCCAGAGUAUGCCGAGUAUAUUCUUAGAAUGAAGACUGAUGCUUUUUCGGCCCGUUUAAUGAAGGAAUGAAACAUUCUCUGCUUGAAAGGGGAACAGCCGUCCAGAAAGAAUUUAGUUCCGUAGUGCAGAUGGAAGAGCCAAAAAAAUAAAUAACUUCACAGACGAUUUCUCAGGGAUUACAGAUCUUGGUGUGUGGUUUCUUAAAAAAAUUAAAAACUAAAAAAUUAAAUGGUUUUUGUUGAGAGAAAAUGGGAGAUCAGCAAAUGUACAAAACGAGCCAUGUUGUCAACAACAACGAAAGCUUGUAUUACCAGCAGCAGCAGCAGCAGCAACAGCAACACCUAAAUUCCCUUGCACCGUUAAACCACAGCUAUGGAACAUCAGCCAUGGAUGCAACUCAGGAAUCUCCGCUCUCCCCAUCGUUCCCCCAAGACACCAGGGAAAACAUAGCUUUGAAUGCUGGGUCCAAAACCCUUGGGUUGAUGGAUUCUCCUAGGCAAUCCAGUUGGGCCCAUUUGGGUUCUGGGAGCCACGCCCCAGUGAGGAACAACCAAAACGUCAUGUGGGGCUCAGUGGGGCAAGGCGAAGUAACUGACGGAUACGAGCAUCUGUGUUCCCAAGCCAAUGAGGUCAGGCCGCAGAAAAUGACGAGUGGUGUUUUGCAUAAGCUGGACUCCUUCGCCCAAGUGUUUGCAAACCAGAACUUAAGGAUCCAAGUCAACAACGUAUCUCAGGUCAUCCAGCCUUCAGCGAUGGGCGGCACUGGGGAUAGCGCUCUUCGGCAGCUGCUGUCUCAGAAGCCUGCGGUGGAGCAGCAGCCCGCCGUGCAGAGAUACCAACAGGUGCCGCAGCAAGUCCACCAGGGUUUUGUCGGCGCGCUGCAGAAGCAGCACAUGCACAUGAUGGCGCACCAACAACCCCUCUAUUAUGACGAACAGCAGCAUUUAGCCCAUCUGCAGAUGCACCCUGUGAUGCAUCAAGGGCAGGCCCACUUCCAGCAAAUGCACUCUCAGCACCUGCUGCCGCAGCAGCUACAGCAGGAUCAAUACUAUCUGCAGCAGCAGCAGCAGCAGCAGCAGCAAUCCCACCAAGGACAACAUAGGCUUUUAAUACACGAGUUGCAGCAGCAACAGCAACAGCAGCAGCAGAGGCAAUGCCCAGUGCAAACAGCUCAGUAUUAUUCAAUACAGCCUAUGAUGCAACAGUUGCAGCAGCAGCAGCAGCAGAUGCAAAUGCAACUUCCUGCCUUUCACAGAGAUCCUGACCAGAAGCCUCUGCACGAGACUCAUCAGUACUCUCAGGAUCGGGGUCAUUCUGUGCAGCUCGUUCAGCUGGGAGCAGUGCCUCAGUACUUCUAUCAAGAUCAGCAGCAACCCUUCAGGCAUUUGUAUUCGCAAAGCUUAUUGCAGCAGCAGCAGCAGCAGCAGCAACCACCACCAGGAGAUGCCAGUCAGCCAAACCAUUACCAGAGCAACAACAAGGCUCAGGCACUGAUGGAUUCGCACCUUGGAUUCCCCUUGGCAGAAGGGUCGGAGGGCCCAGUUCAGCAGGACAUGAAUUCUGUCGCUGGUGGCGUCCCUCAGCAACCUCUGAUGCCCCCAGAAGGUAUCCAUGUGGAUAGCAAAGGACCACAUGGACCACAGCCAUUGUCCCCUGGUCCAAUGUGGCCUCAGGUAUGUAAUACUUUCUUUCCUGUAUCUGAGUUUGGGAAGAAUCAGAAACCAAAUUCGCCUCUGCCGUGUGAAAUGGAAUUCCCUCAGAAAUUUUAGGCUCCCAUUGGCACAACAGUUUGCUGAAUCCACAACUUAUUAGCCUGGUCACUGAGGUCCGGCUACAAGGGCCCUCUGGCGGUUUCCUUACUGCGAGAAGUGAAGCUACAGGGAACCAGGCAGAGGGCCUUUUCGGUAGUGAUGUGCACCCUGUAGAACAUCCCAUCAGAUGUCAAGGAAAUAAACAACUACAGUCGUACCUUGGAAGUCAAACGGAAUCCGUUCCAGAAGUCCAUUCGACUUCCAAAACGUUCAAAAACCAAAUCGCAGCUUCUGAUUGGCUGCAGGAAGCUCCUGCAGCCAAUCAGAAGCCGCAGAAGCCCCGUCGGAUGUUCGGCUUCCAAAAAUAGUUCUCAAACCAGAACAGUCGCUUCUGGGUUUGCGACGUUCGGGAGCAAAAACAUUCGGGAACUAAGCUGUUUGAAAACCAAGGUACUGUGUAUUUGACUUUUAGAAGACACCUGAAGGCAGCCUUGUUUAGGAAGGUUUUUAAUGCUUGAUGUUUUAUUGGGUUGUUGUUUUUUGUUGGGAGCUGCCCAGAAAAACUGGGGCAAUCCAGUCAGAUGGGCAGCAAAUAAUAAAAAUUAAAUUAUUAUUAUUAAUUAAUUACCGUAUUUUUCUGUGUAUAAGACACCUCCAUGUAUAAGACGACCCCUAUUUUUUUAAACUCAAAAUUAAGAAAAUGCACUAUGCACUAUCCGUGUAUAAGAUGACCCCUUAUUUUAAACUUUAAAAAAUUAGGAAAAAGUGUAGUCUUAUACACGGAAAAAGGGGGUAAUUUGUUGGCCUCCUAAUACAGGGCAGUCUUGAAGGUGGCAUAGUUUAAAAACAUAAAAGUUUGUGCUUGUUUAAAUUCUAAUGGUGGCGGUUGUUUUUCUUCAAAAGAAAAACCCAAUACAUAGCAUAAAAUGCCAGCUUCCAUGCCAGAGGCACUGACAGAAAAACCUUGACCUGGCUGUGUCAAAUUCCAUUAAAUGCCCUGGUGAAGAGAGGAUAGUCUUUACCUGGUGUCAGUGCUAGCAGGCCUCACUUGGGAGGACAUUCCCACAGGCAGAGGGGCUACAACUGAAAAGGCUCUGUCCAUCGUUUCCACCCUCUGAGCUUCUCUUGGCGGUAGCAUGUAGGGAAGGGCUUCUGAUUACACUUGCAAGGUCCCUGCAUGUUCUUUUCAGGAGAAGUGGUCAGUCAGGUAACUACUUAGCAUUCAUUAGCACUGUAUACCUACCCCUCUCCCAAAUAGGCGACAUGUUGCUAAACUAGAAAAAAUGCCCAUAGUUCUGAUGGCUGAAUUAGUGGAGGGUCUAUAUAUUAUAUUACAGAGAUCCCCAAGUAGAGAAUUCAGCAGCAUUCUGCAUUCAAAGAUUAAUUAUCACCAUGGGGUCUCUGUUAGUGGAAGCCAAGCCGACCACAGGUGGAAGGGGGAGCAUUUUGCUCCCACAGUAAUAUUCCCCAUGCAGCCCCUGUAAACCCAGCGUCUGGGGUGCGAGGCAGGCUAUUAAAAACAAUACAGCGUCAGACAUUUAAAACUUCCCUAAACAGGGACGCCUUCAGUUGUCUUUUAAAAGUAAAAUAGUUGUUUGUUGCCUUGACAUCUGCUGGGAGGGCAUUCCACAGGGCAAGUGCCACUACCAAAAAGACCCUCUGCCUGGUUCCCUGUAACCUCACUUCUCGCAGCAAGGGAACCGCCAGAAGGCCCUCAGCGCUGGACCUCAGUGUCUGGGCUGGAUGAUGGGGAUGGAGACGCUCCUUCAUGUAUACAUAUUCAAAUGAGCACCCCUCACGUGUUGGAGGGGGAACAGGGUCAGUCCGCCAUCAAUACAUGCACCAGCUACAGUCUGUCUCUGCAAGCCAAGCCAAGGCAAACGGCUGUAUGCUUCACAUGAUUCCCCCUGCAUGUUCUUUAUAUUCAUGUACAUUUGUGUGUGCAUACAGCUCCUUCACACUAGCACCAAAUGUGCAGCUGGUCAGGGGCUUCACAAACAUACACAUCAUUGCGGAUGGGACAUAACUAGGGAUGUAAGAUGGCAUUUCCCCCCCCUGUUCUGCCCUAUACUUACUGCAUGCAGCGCUGUUUCCGUUCUGCUGCAGCUUGUCUUGCUGUCUGAUGCGGUGGAAUUAAGCAUAGCUUACACAGUUCACAUCAUUAAUUAGGAUGUCACUAAGUUAUUCCAGCCCAAAUAUUUCAAUGCAAAGGAAACACAAUGCAAGUGUGAUCAUUUAUGUGUAAUUUGUGGGCUGAAAGCAACAGCAACAGUGAAUACUGAUCAUAUUUGCUAGACUGAUUUCUAUUGGGCAUGGGGCAAAUAAGGAAACACAGUGGCAACUUCCACUUCCAUAGCUGUUGGAACCUUCUGAUCUCCCUAGACAAGACCAGUUAGCAUAACUGCAUCAUUCACCUUCACACAUCUGUGAAUGGGCAGGGGAGGUUGCGUGAAACUCUUUAAAUGAUUAUUUGAAUGAGUCAUUACAUGUGUGUGAGUCUAGAUAGGUGAUUCUUCAGCAUGCUGAUAUAUGCCAGUAUUUUCAUCUUUUCCUUUAGCAGCAGGUCCAUCUGCCUGAUGGAGGACUCCAGUCAGUUUCCCCCGAGCAAAGGUAUAUUUGUGCUAUAGCUACAUAUGUAUUCUUAACUUUCGUUUUUUCAAAAGUCCUCAAAUAGUAGCCUCUGUAUGUUUAUUGGCCAUGUAGUGGAAUCUUCUAGAGCUUUGAAGCAUCAGGUACUCAUUCUACCAAUCUUUGACUUAAUGGUUUUGGUUCCUGUUGUGUCCUCAGUCUGUUGCCCAUGGGACUAAUUUAGUGAUGGAACCAGUCAGAACUCUCCGGAACUCAUUUCUGGCACCUCUCAGGUGGGCGCCAUUGCCAUUCUGAGAGAACAAUGGAGGUGUUCAUUGUAAAUUCUGGCACCUCUUUUUCUAGGAAAAUAGCACUGGAUGGAACCUUUUGCAUAAAAGCAUAAAAGUGACCCUUGAGUUAACGCUUGUCUGCUCUCCACCUUUUCACUAGCAGUGAAUUGGAUCAGGGCCAACCUGUUAAAACCUCACAACAGUAGUAAACGGCAAGCACUUUCAGCAUUUGAAGGAGAAAUUUCAUUAAUCCUCACUCAAAAAUAGUUUAGUUGUGAGAAGAUGGCUUAAAAAAAGAAGAAAAGCACUUGCUCACAGAAUUGAUUCUGACAGUGGAUGUUUUUCUGAGGAAAAAAUGGCUCACGAUCUCCUUAGAUCAGGGGUGGGCAGACUCGCAGGAUCUGCCUUUUUUUUUGUUUACUAGAACUAUUCAAAGCUAGGUGCAAAAUAAUGGUUCUGAAGGGUGGAUGCACAGUAAGAAUUAAACACAAGCAAACCCUCAGCCAGGUUAAUAAAUGUACACCUGUUUCCCCACCAAUCUCUCUUUUUCUCAGCAGCCUAACUUAUGGUCAGGACUCAGCAGGGAAGGUUUCUGUUAGACAUUUGGGAGUCAGAACCCCAUGCCAGUCUACUGAAGAUCUGUCAGCAGAUCCCCAUCUGCUUUCUGCCUGCCCCUGUUCUAGAGUAGACCUGGUCCUUCACUUCAGGCAGCAAAAUGUCUCGAGCUGGCCUUGCCAGAGAGAGAAUCUGUGAUUAUAAUUUUUUAAGAGUACAUGUAUGUGGCUGGAUUAAAAUGUAUUUGGAAACAUUCUCAUCAAAACAUGUCUCUCCUUCCUUUCUUCAGCAGCAUUCACGAUAAAGAAACUCAUAGUGAGAGAUCUGAAACAAAGAGCAAACUCACAUGCACUGUAUGCUUGAAGGAAUUUAAGAGUUUGCCAGCCCUAAAUGGCCACAUGAGGUCUCAUGGAGGGAUACGGGCAUCUCCUGCCUUCAGACAGGUAACACUGUGGAGUUUUGCUGUAUGGCCUUCACCCUUUCUUACUAAAGUUCGCUGCUUGCUUUGCUUUGCAAUUUUCCUUUUUUUAAAAAAUACAGUGAUUCUCAAUCUGAUCCUGCUAUUGUCAAGGAAAUGUGUCUUUCUCCAGUUUCGUUUUCUAGUAUGUGCAUUCUCCAUCGAUGGAGAUCUGUCAAUGUCUGAUGUCGACCUGAGAGCUAUUCUGAGGAGCAAGGUUUGGCUAGCCUCCAUGUGAAAGGGGCUCCUCGCUGUGAACACACCUCAACGCCGCCUUAUGACACCAUCAUUAUUAUUAUUUAUUAAAUUUGUAUACCACCCUUCAUUUGUAGAGCUCACAACAUAAAAUUACAAUGUAAAACCCACAAAAUACAUAACAAAAAUAAGAACAACGACAAACCAAUAAUCCCUGCCCCCAAAACAGGGAUUUUCUCCACUCACCUCGCCUGAGUCUACUUUCUGAUCUGUCCUGAGGCGUUUCUUCUGCCUGGGAUAUGCGCGUGCCACAUUUCAUGCUGUGUUUUCUAGAGAAGUAGCGGUGUUGACCCCCUACCGCAUACUGAGACUUGACAGAUCCACUACAUAGUGGGCUCCAGCCCACAGUGGCCAAUGCCUCCAUCAGCUGGCUAACCUUGAGAGUACCAGAAGACUCUUUUAUUUGUUGUCUGUGCUGCCUUUUAGUGUUCUAGUUGGGAGCAGUCCACGGUUGAGGCUGAAUGCCUUUGGUUGUCUGCACAGGACGAAGGGGAGAGCCUGCCGCAGCCCCAGCACCAACACCAGCGGGAGCAGCUGCCCUCCGAGGCGGAGAGCUUCGUCCCCAUCGUCAUGCCUGUGUCGGUGCCCGUUAAGCUGCUGUCACCGGAUCCCGGCAAGCAGGCCGCUGACAGCAGCGCCGUGCUUAAAGAUAAGCCUGUCUCAGAUGAUGAGAUGCCCGUUCUUGUGAGGAUGACUUGCUCUCCGCCAUGCUCCCCUAACGUGGCCAGCCCCUGCCUGUCCUCUGUGAGUGUUCUCUUCCUACUAACUGUGCUAGGGGUGCCUUGUGAAUCCCUCUGCAUUUUUUUAAAAGUGCUUCCUGUUAAACAUCAUCCCCGUUUGGACAUAUGCAAUACUGGGUACUAGGUAAAGGUAAAGGGACCCCUGACCAUUAGGUCCAGUCGUGGCCGACUCUGGGGCUGCGGCACUCAUCUCGCUUUAUUGGCCGAGGGAGCCGGCAUACAGCUUCUGGGUCAUGUGGCCAGCAGGACUAAGCCACUUCUGGCGAACCAGAGCAGCGCAUGGAAAUGCCGCUUACCUUCCCGCUGGAGUGGUACCUAUUUAUCUACUUGCACUUUUGACGUGCUUUCGAACUGCUAAGUUGGCAGGAGCAGGGAGCUCACCCCGUCGCGGGGAUUCGAACCGCCGACCUUCUGAUCGGCAAGUCCUAGGCUCUGUGGUUUAACCCACAGCGCCACCCGCGUCCCAAUACUGGGUACUAGGACUGGGUGAUUCCUGGAUUUCAACAUUGUGGUUUAUCACCAGCUAAAUGUCACGAUAUACCGAUAUAUUGCCAUGUCUGAAGUAUGGAGUUAUGUAGAGGUAUUGGCUGGCUUCUCAAUUUUUUCCACAUUGUGAUUUAUGAUGAUGUUCAUGAUGAUGAUCAUCAUCAUCAAGAAUAAUAAUAUAAUUAUUUGUACCCUGCCCAUCCAACUGGGUUGCCCCAGCCACUCUGGGCAGCUUCCAGCAUAUAUUAAAAUAUAGAAAAACAUCAAACCGUAAAAAGCUUCCUUCUAAGGGGCUGCCUUCAGAGGUCUCCUAAUAUAUAUAUAUUUCAGGCAUAGGCAAACCCAGCCCUCCAGAAGUUUUGGGACUACAACUCCCAUCAUCCCUAGCUAACAGGACCAGUGGUCAGGAAUGAAGGCCGAGUUGUAGUCCCAAAACAUCUGGAAGGCCGAGUUUGCCUAUGCCUGAUAUAAUUACUCAUCCACACACACACACACACACACACACACACACACACACUUCAUGAUUCGCGAUAUAUUGCCAGGUCAAAAAUUAUGAAACCAAUAUCACAAUAUGGACUUCAGUUUUGGAUGAUAUAUUGUUAAAUCGCCCAGCCCUAACGGGUACCCUGGUCUCUUCCAGUUCAGGCAGAAGCAGCCUUUUCUUUCUGGAUUGUCCCAAUAUUCCUAAAGGGGAAGCUUUACUUCCCUCCUCCGAAAAAAGGCAGAGGGAUUUAUUGCCUAUCAGUGUUAUUUGUGCUUGUUUGUUUUUAAUGUUGCUCGAAACCCUUUUCUUUUUUAAUAAUGUGGGAGCAGGGCUGAGUGGGAUUUUGCCUAAUAUUGUCUCCUGCAGAUAAAUAGCCUUUAUCGCCUAAUUAUUAUUGUAAGAAUAAAUCACCUUCGGGGAGUCGCUGGGCGCGAAUGUGGGUGGGGGGAGCAGGGAUGAGUGCGCUAAGCUCAGUCCCCCUCAGUUGCCAUGCCUGUCCACCUCUGUGAGUUCGUGGCAUUGUCUGAAUCGCAGAGGGAGCCCCCCUGAGUCCUGGAAGCUCGCUGCUUCAGAUGUUUGACCUCCAACUCGUGGAGGUGGGUAGCAGUUGAGGGGUAGGGAGCUUCGUGUUCUCGUCCCCAUUUUGCCCUGCGUAAUGCUUCUUGUGGGAGGGAUUCAUUUGUUUGAUUUUUAUCCCUCCUUUCCUCCAAGAGAGCUCGAAGUGACAUACAGGGAUACCUCGGGUUACAUAAGCUUCAGGUUACAUACGCUUCAGGUUACAGACUUCGCUAACCCAGAAAUAAUACCUCGGGUUAAGAACUUUGCUUCAGGACAAGAACAGAAAUCAUGCAGCAGCGGCGCAGCAGUAGCGGGAGGCCCCAUUAGUUAAAGUGGUGCUUCAGGUUAAGAACAGUUUCAGGUUAAGAACGGACCUCCAGAACGAAUUAAGUACGUAACCAGAGGUACCACUGUACAUGGUUCUCCUGCCCUCUAUAUUUUACCAUCAGAACAAUCCUGUGAAGCUUUCUGCCUGCAGAAACCAGCAAGAAAACCACUGGCAAUAGAUUUUCUGCCUGCCUGGCUAUGGUUGGGGUCUCUGCAUAGCUGGGGGUUUAUCAGCUGCUAAUUCUUCUCUCCACAUGUGGAGGUCAGCAGAGAUGCACCAGGACGCCAUCCUAACUCCAUUGGUUUUAGGGGCAGGCAGAGGUUAGGAUUCCACUCUUACUUUUUUUUCCUGAAAAUGGGAAGUUUUAACAACAACAAAAAAACCACCCGCAUGUGUCUUUAGGAAAGCAAACUUACAGCAUAAGCAGUGUACCACUUUGGUGCUUGCUGAAGGCUUUUUCAUAUCAACAAGCCAGCCAAACGCAGUUUAGUUUCCUGUAUUGAUUUAUUUUAAAAUUGAUUCUUUUUAUCCAUGUUUUAAAGAUGAUUAUUGUGUGUAUAUUUGUCUUUCAGUUUUUAUGGAUUUUAGAUAUGCUUUGGUCAAUUGUUUUAUUUCUACGCUGCUUAGAGAGCUCUUUGAUUUAGUAGUUCAUCAUAUUUUUCUCUCUAAAUAAUGAAAUAUGUGCAAAUAAAUGAGGAUGGUAUCAAUUAACUGGAGCCUAUAUGUAAAACAAGCAGCAAACAAGGUCUGCAGCACAGGUCAUAAAAUCAGCGUCAUUCAUGCCAAUAAAGCAAGUUAAAGACUAAUGAUGAUCGGAAGCAUGGUUUCAUGAACACAGAUGAUAGUGGAAGUAAAGAUAAGUUGGCGGCUGAAAUUGCAAGACUUUGAGUAUACAUACAUAGCUCUAUAUUUUGGGGCUGUUCUGUGGAUCUGUCAAGAUCCCUGUCAGGCUGCCAAUGUACAUAGGGAGGUCUCUGGUUUAGCUUGGCCCAUUUUAACUUAAAUUUGCUAAUCAUUUCACCACUGGGAAAAUCCCACACUCUGCCAGACCAUUGAAGAACUGAGGGAAGGUGGGUGGAAGCCCACUUCUUAGCUAUCAACCAAAGAAAAAAAUGGUUGAGGUUGUUUUGGGGUGUCACCUCAUUGAUGUCAAAAUAUAGGCUGGUUCAUAGAGGCUCAUGAGUUGGUUCAGGUUUUUGUGUCCGCCUGAGACUCCCAUGCAAUUUGCCCAAGUUACGUCUUAAGUUAUCUGAAUGCUGAAAACCUUCCUUUCAGGACCUCAACAGAAAACAGCACCAAAGCACGGCCAACUCUGAAGAAAGCUUCAAACCGUUUCAAGACAAGAAAAAAUACCGCCACAGACCUGAGCCUCUGUUCAUACCGCCACCUUCUUACAACCUCGCUGCAUCCCACCUGGGCGCGACGCUGUACCAAAGCCAGCUUCGCUCUCCCCGCAUCCUGGGAGACCACCUGUUUGACAGCAUUCAUGACCCCCCUCCUUACACGCCACCUCCCAUGCUCAGCCCGGUACGUCAUGGAUCUGGCCUCUUCAGCAGUGUUAUCACAUCCGCUCAUGGUGCGUCUCACCCCCAGCUGCCGCUCACACCUUUGACACCCACUCCCCGGAUGCUUCUCUGUCGAGCUAGUAAGUAUGAUGAUGCGCUGUAAACCAGGGGGUCCCAAACUGUGGCCCAUGGACCACCUGUGGUAUGUGAGCUUCGUACAGGUGGUUCAUGACAUGUCCACAUGGAAUACACAUAUUGAUUUUUAGUUGUGUUUUGUCGUACGUUUUAUUUCUUGCAUUUCAUUUUACUGUAUCAUGAUGCAGAUUCUGUGGAAUGCAAUUAAAUGCAACCCAAGUCAUUAAAGGACAAUUAAAAAUCAUACGGUAUCUAGCCCCACUGCAUUACAGUUGCCACAACAGGCAGAAAUUAAGUGUUCUGCCAAGGCCAUUUUUUCAAGUGGUCCAGCAAUAUUCAAGUGGUCCACGGGGGAGAAAGUUUAGGAACCACUGCUGUAAACUUAUCCAGUUUCCAUGCUGAUGACUUGCCUCACUUCUGUAUAGCACACUGCUGGUUUUUACAUCACACAGCAUUUUAUUUUGCGGUCACUCGGAUAGCAGUUUCUCUCUUGCUCACACGUGUCCGAAGAGGAGGGAUUGUAGAAUAUCCCCAGGGACAUGCCACCCUGAAAGACUCCUCCAUUUGCCCCUGGAAUCCAUCCAAUCCAUCUUAGGAUCGGGCUACAUGAUCACUUGCCCCACAUAAUAUAUCUGUUGAUGAACUGUACCACUUGAGGCUGCAGGUGGGAGGUUUGUUGUUGUUUAGUCGUUUAGUCGUGUCCGACUCUUCAUGACCCCAUGGACCAGAGCAUUCCAGGCACUUCUGUCUUCCACUGCCUCCCGCAGUUUGGUCAGGCUCAUGUUCGUAGCUUCGAGAACACUAUCCAACCAUCUCAUCCUCUGUCGUCCCCUUCUCCUUGUGCCCUCCAUCUUUCCCAACAUCAGGGUCUUUUCCAGGGAGUCUUCUCUUCUCAUGUGGUGGCCAAAGUAUUGGAGUCUCAGCUUCAGGAUCUGUCCUUCCAGUGAGCACUCAGGGCAGGUGGGAGGUAGAAUAUAUAAAUGGUCACUCAUGUUAAAAAACAACAACAGCAAAUAGCUUGCAUGUACAAAACUAGAAUUUCUAGUCAAAGCCAGUGCUUUCCCCCAGGGGGUACUCAGGGGUACCCAGCACCAGCACCUCUUUUUGUUGUUGUUAAAAGGUGUGACACUUCCUGUAACAACUUCAUGAUGAGUACUGGCACCUACUUCUCUAGAAAAAAGGGUUCUAGCCUUGUCUUCUCUCUGACCUGCUAGGGAGGUUUUUACACAAAGGAGCCUUCAAACUUUUGAAGCCCAACCCCUUCACUUGCAACCUCAUGUGGUAUAGUCCAGCAACAAAGAUGCAUUGUGUACAAUUGUUGAUGUUUGCGUUUGGCCUCUUAAAACUCCCCAUCCUGGUCUGGUUUUUGCACUGGUGUCUUAUCAGCCCUGUGGACCAGGUGGGGCUUCUUGAGCAUGGGGGCCAUGAUGUCAUUUCCACUUAGGUUCUUGUCAUGAGAACUGUCUGGAUGAAAGGUGUGUGCAAAAAAAAGGUGUAUGUUCUCAAACCUUGGGUUCUGGAGAACCAUGAAGAGAUGAAGAUAGCAGAUAACGUUCAAAGGGGGCGGACAUACAUUGUUCCAUUUGUAGAACUGCCACUAGUUUGCAGUGGGACAGUUUUCACCAUGGUUACACAAUGGUUUAACAACACCCCCCCCCCGAUUUCAUCAGUGCAGAAUUUUACUUGCCUGUGGCCUUGAAUAAUCUCUUUAGCAGUUUUAACUCGCAUUUUUUUUUACAAAAUAGUCUCAAGUGUGAAGUUCAUGCUAGUCAUAUAUACAGAUGCCGCCGAACAUACGAAUCUUUCUUAAGAACCUGUGGCCAUCCAGAUUUUGUUGGACUCCAACUCCCAUCGGCCGCAGCCAGCAUGGCCAAUAACCAGGGAUGAUGGGAGUUUUAGUCCAGUAACUUCUUGAAGGUCACAGAUUUGCCAUCCCUGUCUACUUUGAUGGAUCUCAGGGAUUUUUCCCAUCCCCUGCUAUCUUUAUCCAUUUAAUUGGAAAGGCCAGAGAUUGAACCUAGGAAUAACUGUAUGAAAAUGCGUAUUCUUAUCCUUGAGCUAUGGUUUAGCAGUCAGUGGGUUGUAUCCAGUGCUAGUCCUACUCAGAGUAGACCAAUUGAAAUUAAUGGCUCUGACUAACUCAGGUCAAUUAAUUUCAGUGUUUCUACUCUGAGUACUGCUUAGUUGGAUACAACCCUUUGCCCUGAUUAAGUUUUAUUUUCUGUUAGGUUUUCCCAGAAAGAUACAAAUCUGUACUAGUGAAGGGAGUGCCUGCCUGCACACAGAAUGACAUAUUCUUGUUUUUCUUACAGAUAGCGUUGAUGGAGUCAGUGUCCCGAUCACCCCAGGACCUGGAGAACAGACCAUUGACGUAGAACCGUAAGAACUAGUCUCAUGUAUUCAGACAUCACUCGGUAUCCACUGUAGUUUUAUAAACUGAAUGCAAUCCAAAACAGGACUGCGUUUGCAUCUUGGGUCUAGUACAGUCGUACCUUGGUUCUCAAACGUAAUCCGUUCCAGAAGUCCGUUCGACUUCCAAAAAUGUUCAAAAACCGAGACGCGGCUUCUGAUUGGCUGCAGGAGUUUUCUGCACUCGAUCAGAAGCCACGCCGGAUGUGCAGGUUCCAAAGAACAUUCGAAAACUAGAACACUUAGUUCUGGGUUUUCGGCGUUCGAGAACCAAGGUACAACUGUAGUUUACAUGUUCACAUUAAGCCAUAGUUAAUGGUUUGCCAUGAAUGCAGAGGUUGCUUCUGCCUCACUUCUUCCCCUAGUGGAAGGAACAAACCAUGACCCCUGGUUUCUGGUUUGGAUUUAACGCUUAACAUUGUGCUGUGUUUGGGAGUGAAACUAACCCAAAUGUAACACUAAGCCAGGGAUUGGGGUUUGUUGCUGGGCGAGGUGGAAAACAGAAGCCAUCGGCCUGUUCUCAGUAAAAACCGCUAAGCAUGGCUUAGUGUGACAUGUGAACGCUGCCAGUGGUUUGCCUUGAAAAUUUAUUUUUUUAAAACAACAACUGCAGCUUCUUAUGUUGCUUCAGAAACUACUUCUGGAAGGACCCCUGAGUUUCAAGAACAAUAAUAUCUGGUGUGGUGCCCUGGUCAUGCACAGAGGGUGAUCUCUGAAGUGGUACUUUUCGCAUAAAAGAACCCCUGUGCAAUGUUUUGCAUUCUUCAACCAAUAUACAGUGGUACCUCGAGUUAUGAACUUAAUUUGUUCCGGUGGUCCGUUCUUAACCCGAAACCAUUCUUAACCUGAGGCGCGCUUUCGCUAAUGGGGUCUCCUGCUGCCGCCGUGCCAUUUCUGUUCUCAUCCUGAGGUAAAGUUCUUAACCCAAGGUACUACUUCUGGGUUAGCAGAGUUUGUAACCCGAAGUGUUUGUAACCCGAGGUACCGCUGUAAAUAGCUCAAUCAGAGGUGAUGGGGGAGGAGGUAUCUUUAAGCGCAAAAUGAAGCAUAUGGAAUUGACACUUUAAAUACCCUGGAGGAAUGUAUUCUUUCCUAUGUUUAGUGACCCUUACACUUCCCAUCCCUCUGUGUGGCCAACUGAUGUAGUCAAAGACCCAGAUUUCUCCUUGGGGGCUCCUAAAACCUCGCACUCAUUGGGGACCAUGUUUAAGCUUUUCAAACCAUUAAUAAAAUCCCUGUCUCACCCAGCUUAACUAUUAAUGGAACGACGUUCAGCUAAACUAAGCAUACAUAACCAUUUUCAACUGGUUGCUUGGCAGAUAAUAGCCAAGAUGGGAAUUCCUUUCCGCCUCACAUCACAAUUGCAUUUUAUUCAUAUUGUUUUUCGUUACAAUUAUAUCUGUUUAAGAAGUCCACAUGGGAGACUGGAGAGUGAAGAACUGGAACAGCUCAGUUUUUAAAGCUUCCUUGUUUGCUAGCAUUUUAAUUGUCCUAACUCUGUUCCUUAACUCUUCUCUCAAGACAGAGUUUUGCCGUUGAAUUCCAUGACUAUUCAAUCACCCAGUUCUGUUGGGGCAAGGGCACAGUUUUAAAGACUUAGGUUAUUAUGAAGUUUCAUUUUGAGAGGUCCCUUGCUUUUCCUCACAGAUUGUGCAUUUUACGCUACGUCUGGGCCUGUUUGUUUGUUUGUUUGUUUAUUACUGUAUUGGUCUGAAUGUAAGCCGCCCCCAAAUAUAGUCCACACCGCUAAAAGCAGAUUUCUUAAAUGAUGGUACUUUUAAGAGUGCAACAAUAGACUCCACUCAGGUUUUAUACAAGUCAGGUUGAGCAGGGUGGAGUGUAUCCUGUUUUCAGACCGGUAUGGCAUGGGACGCAGGUGGUGCUGUGGGUUAAACCACAGAGCCUAGGACUUGCUGAUCAGAAGGUCAGCAGUUUGAAUCCCCGCGACGAGGUGAGCUCCUGUUGCUCGGUCCCUGCUCCUGCCAACCUAGCAGUUCGAAAGCACGUCAAAGUGCAAGUAGAUAAAUAGGUAUCGCUCCGGCGGGAAGGUAAACAGCGUUUCCGUGCGCUGCUCUGGUUCGCCAGAAGCGGCUUAGUCAUGCUGGCCACAUGACCCGGAAGCUAUACACCGGCUCCCUCAGCCAAUAAAGCGAGACGAGCUCCGCAACCCCAGAGUUGGCCACGACUGGACCUAAUGGUCAGGGGUCCCUUUACCUUUACCUAUGGCAUGGGUAUAUUCCAUCUUUCCUCCAAGGAGCUCACAGUGGAAUACGUGGUUCUCCCUCCUCCUCUUUAUCCUCACAACAACCUUGUGAGGUAGGUUUGGUUUAGAGUUAGUGACUGGACCAAGGUCACCCAGUGAGUUUCCUGGCUGAGUGAGGAUUUGAACCCUAGUCUUCCAGGCCCUGGUCCAACGCUUUAACCACAGUAGUUUGCCCACCAAACCUCAACGCCAAAUUUUGGUGAGUGAGUGAAAUGGGGAGGAGAUGAAGUUUCUUUAUAUGCUUUCAGGCAUAUCAAUAUUGGAUCGAGAUUCCAAGCCGAUAUUCCUAAACUUGAAGACAGAGCGUUGGUGGGGGAAGAGGACCACAUGGCAACUUUAGUUUGGAAACCAGGGCCAGAACUGGAAGAUGAAGAUAUCCAGCAAAGAGGUACUGUGUUUUCUAACCCCCUUUGCAACUGAUCUAAGCAUCUCUGCCAGGUGUCCUGUCCCGGUUUAUCGUUCCACCUCUGUGUCUUAUGGUGUAAAAGUCAUCGCUUCAUUAAAUGGGUACUGACCUUCACCUGACUUGUCGUGUAUCUGUGCAGAAUAACAUCUCUUGCUGUCCUUUAGCCUGAUCACCACUUUGACACAGCUCAAAAUGUGCCUUUUUCCUCAAGCCAUGGGAGUUUUUCGCCUGGCUGCUGGACUGUUCAUAAUUUUUGUUGGGUAUUAUUUUAAUGCUUCUGUUUUCCUUAUGCCUGGUUUAUAUAGUUUUCAUAUUUAUUUGAACAUUUAUUUUGUCGCGUAUGACCCUGAGAACCUUGCGAGUUUAAGGACAACCUAUAAAUCUGAUAAAAAUUAUGACUGUUACAGGCAGCGAGACCAUUUUACAUUCAUCCAAGCAACACGUGACUGCCAACAUGGGGGGGGGGGGGACUCAGAACGGAACCCCCACGCAAAACGGUUGCCACCUGUUUUUAUUUUAUUAUCUGUUCUAAAUAGCUUAAUUAAUAUUUAAGAGUGUCUAAGUGCUGUACAAAAUACAAUAUAAAAACCCGUAAAACAGAUAAAAGCAAUAUUAUUUUCCUCAGUGUUUAAAAUAAUGCUGGUAGGUGCAUUUCAACAUAUAUACAGUGGUGCCCCGCAAGACGAAUGCCUCGCAAGACGGAAAACCCGCUAGACGAAAGGGUUUUCCGUUUUGAGGUGCUCAUAAAGCGAAUUUCCUAUGUGCUUGCUUCGCAAGACGAAAAUGUCUUGCGAGUUCCUGCGGGGUUUUUUCCUCCCCCCCCUUUUUCCCAAGCCGCUAAACCGCUUAUCAGCUGAUGGCUAAGCCGCUUAACAGCUGAUGCUAAGCCGCUUAUCAGCUGAUCGUUAAGCCGCUUAUCAGCUGAUUGUUAAGCCGCUUAUCAGCUGAUCCACUAAGCCCGCUAAGCCGCUAAUACUGUAGCACUAAUCCGCUAAACCGCUAAUGGGCUUGCUUCGCAAGACGAAAAAACCCGCAAGACGAAGAGACUCGCGGAACGGAUUCUUUUCGUCUUGCGAGGCACCACUGUAUCUGUUCGGCCACCCCCUCAGAAGGACUUGUCUGGUACACUCAUAUCGUGGUACUCAAACGCCUUGGUACUCGCUCAUUUUGGCUCCCAAACGCCACAAACCCAGAAGUAAGUGUUCCUGUUUGUGAACAUUUUUCGGAAGCCGAACAUCCGACGCAGCUUCCGCUUGAGUGCAGGAAGCCCCUGCAGCCAAUUGGAAGCCGCACCUUGGUUUUCGAACUGUUUCGGGAGUUGAACAGACUCCCGGAACAGAUUAAGUUCGAGAAUCAAGGUACCACUGGUUUUCUGUUUCAACUUUCUCAAAAUGAGAAUCUGAGCUUGUAAGAAUUAGAAGAUUUGUGCUGACUUUAUGACCCUUUCAGAUUUAUGUUUUUGCUUACAGGCUGAAUAUUGGACAGGUUUGACAAUACUGUUUUGAAUUGUUUUCUUACAGUGACCAGCCUUUUAAAUCUGUGUUGUUCAAGUGUAUUGACUGGUGGGGGAACCAACCUUGAAUAUGGCUUGCAUUCUCUCUUUGAGGCUAAAGGAGACGUUAUGGUAAGAGCAGCUUGUUUAUCCUCUCCCAAAUAUGUGUUAAAAUAUGUGUAACAGGCUUCAUGAGGAAACCGGGCACAAGAAAGCUUUUUCCAGUGACUAAUUGGGAGAAUUUAGCCUCACUCUGGCACCCACCACUUUUCUUUCUCAAAAGAAAUCUUUUAUUUUAUUAUUCCUAGUUUUUAUUUGUUCAUUAAAAACACAUACCUUGCCUUUCUUUAGAAAAACAUUCAACACUGCCAGUUGACUUGUUUAUUUCGUAAUGUUUAUACACUGUUUGUUAAAAAAACCCAGAAACGAAACCCUGGAUGAUGCUCGUUUAAAAUACAGUUAACUAAAAUGGCAGAAUUACAGUAAUACUCCAAAUCAACAGUAGUUAAAAUCAUACUCGUGGAAUACAAAAUGCAAAACCAGCAUCAACUAAAAUCACACAGAACAUCCUGGGUCUAAGGCCCAUUUAAAAUGGUCAGAGAAUGAGACAGGUGUAUCUCGUGCAAAAGGUUGUUCCAUUGGAUGGGCUCUUGCAUCCGUAACAUGGGGAUAAUAAGACUGGCCUGCUCACAGGGCUGUUUUAAGGAUUGCUGAGGUCCCAGCAAAGGAAGAAUGGAUACAGAAACUUAUGGAAUAUGCAGAAAUGGUGGAACUUACUGGAAAAAUAAGAAACCAGGCAAAAAACAUUUUAUAAAAGAAUGUUGUUGUUGUUGUUUAGUCGUUUAGUCGUGUCCGACUCUUCGUGACCCCAUGGACCAGAGCACGCCAGGCACUCCUGUCUUCCACUGCCUCCCACAGUUUGGUCAGACUCAUGUUUGUAGCUUCACUGUCCAACCAUCUCGUCCUCUGUCGUCCCCUUCUCCUUGUGCCCUCCAUCUUUCCCAGCAUCAGGGUUUUUUCCAGGGGGUCUUCUCUUCUCAUGAGGUGGCCAAAGUAUUGGAGCCUCAGCUUCACGAUCUGUCCUUCCAGUGAGCACUCAGGGCUAAUUUCCUUAAGAAUGGAUGUGUUUGAUCUUCUUGCAGUCCAUGGGACUCUCAAGAGUCUCCUCCAGCACCAUAAUUCAAAAGCAUCAAUUCUUUGGCGAUCAGCCUUCUUUAUGGUCCAGCUCUCGCUUCCAUACAUUACUACCGGGAAAACCAUGGCUUAAACUAUACGGACUGUUGUUGGCAAGGUGAUGUCUCUGCUUUUUAAGAUGCUGUCUAGGUUUGCCAUCGCCUUUCUCCCAAGGAGCAGGCGUCUUUUAAUUUCGUGACUGCUGUCACCAUCUGCAGUGAUCAUGGAGCCCAAGAAAGUAAAAUCUCUCACUGCCUCCAUUUCUUCCCCUUCUAUUUGCCAGGAGGUGAUGGGCCCAGUGGCCAUGAUCUUCGUUUUUUUGAUGUUGAGCUUCAGACCAUAUUUUGCGCUUUCCUCUUUUACCCUCAUUAAAGGGUUCUUUAAUUCCUCCUCACUUUCUGCCAUCAAGGUUGUGUCAUCUGCAUAUCUGAGGUUGUUGAUAUUUCUUCCAGCGGUCUUAAUUCCGGCUUGGGAUUCAUCCAGCCCAGCCUUUCGCAUGAUGAAUUCUGCAUAUAAAUUAAAUAAGCAGGGAGACAAUAUACAGCCUUGCCAUACUCCUUUCCCAAUUUUGAACCAGUCAGUUGUUCCAUAUCCAGUUCUAACUGUAGCUUCUUGUCCCACAUAGAGAUUUCUCAGGAGACAGAUGAGGUGAUCAGGCACUCCCAUUUCUUUAAGAACUUGCCAUAGUUUGCUGUGGUCGACACAGUCAAAGGCUUUUGCAUAGUCAAUGAAGCAGAAGUAGAUGUCUUUCUGGAACUCUCUAGCUUUCUCCAUAAUCCAGCGCAUGUUUGCAAUUUGGUCCCUGGUUCCUCUGCCCCUUUGAAAUCUAGCUUGCACUUCUGGGAGUUUUCGGUCCACAUACCGCUUAAGCCUGCCUUGUAGAAUUUUAAGCAUAACCUUGCUAGCGUGUGAAAUGAGUGCAAUUGUGCGGUAGUUGGAGCAUUCUUUGGCACUGCCCUUCUUUGGGAUUGGGAUGUAGACUGAUCUUCUCCAAUCUUCUGGCCACUGCUGAGUUUUCCAAAUUUGCUGGCAUAUUGAGUGUAGCACCUUAACAGCAUCAUCGUUUAAAAUUUUAAAUAGUUCAGCUGGAAUAUCAUCACUUCCACUGGCCUUGUUAUUAGCAGUGCUUUCUAAGGCCCAUUAUAAAAGAAUAGAGAUGGUUUAUUGAAUAUUUACAGAUAAAUUGUAAACAGAUAAGAACAUUGGCAGGAUUAUUGCAAUAACCUGCAGCUUUAUAAGAGUAUAUAUUUAAAGCAGAUGAAUAAAUGAGCAAAUUAAGUUAAUUUGGAUAUUCAGAAGGUAUCAAAAAUACAUUUAAGGAACACCAGAAAGAGGGGGAAGGAAGUCAAAUUUUGAAAUGUUAAAAUUGUAUAUUGUAAAAUUAUAGUGAAAUGUAUUAAUCUGAAAAGCAUAAAUAAAUUUUAAGAAAAAGGAUUGCUGAGAAAAUGUAUAAGGAGCUCUUAGUGCAUAUAGAACAAAUGGUAUGUAAAUAUUUUUAUUUUAUUACAUUAUUAAAAGAAGCAAAAGAGUCAUAGCAAUUAAGUGUCACAUAGUCUUAAAAGAAGAUAGAGUCAUAAUAAUUAAGAACAAGUUGUAUACAAUUCCGCUUGCCUCUCUUUGUCCUGCAGGUCGCUCUGGAGAUGCUUCUUUUGUUGAAGCCAGCAAGAGCAAAAUCGCAUCCUCUGGCAAGUUAUCACUAUGCUGGUAAGUUCCUGAAGGGAUAAGUUAAAAGGAUUACCUAAUAAAGGCUAGUUCUGUGUGUGAGUCCUUUGCUCGUGGAAGGAAUGCAGCUGCCUAGUGUCACUGAUGAAGUUCAGAGAAAAUAGUUAUUCCAUUGACAGUAUACAUACACACCUACUUGCAGAAAUCAUAGAAUCUUCGAACUGUAGAGUUGGAAGGGACCCCUGCAAUGCAGGAAUCUCAGCAUGCGGUUCCCCAUCCAAUUUGAAACCAUACCGGAACCUGCUUAGCUUCGCAAAUGUGACAGCAGUUUUGUUUUUGUACCAUGGUGCAGGCACACCCCCACCCUCGAUUAUUAUCUGUUUGUUUCUUUCAGGUUCAGACCAGUGGACACCCGUUGAAAGAAAGCUGUUCAGCAAAGCAUUAUACACAUACGGCAAAGAUUUUAUUUUGGUACAGAAAAUGGUAAGGCUUGUUGUCCUUGUUCAUGCUUUGUUGGCAUUCCUGAUCUUGUGGUUUUCGGCCACUAAGUUAGUUUCAUCAUAUGAAAGUAGAACAUUAUCAACAUCAUCCCCUGUUGCUUUUCUUUGCCACUUUCCCACAAAAACCAGGCCCAAAGUGAUUCACAACAUAGCAAAUGAACAAUAAAUAUAACGACUGGAAUAUACGAGUAUCAAUGAGUUUAAAAAGAAAAAGAGAGAUCCACACAGCAUCGUAUAAAACAAUACAAAAAAGUGAAACAGAUUUAGUAUUUCAAUUUAAGCAAUAACGUCAACGCACAAAUAGAAUAGUAGGAUGCAAAACAUCGCCCUGUUCCACGCAGUGCACCUGUAUCUAAUUGUUUGGUUCCGAAACUCAGUCUCCGUCCCAAGGACCCUAACCCCAUUUCCCACGCAGACCCCAUCUCCCUGGCUCUCACCCAGAGGGGCCUUAUGUUCACCAUUAUCAUGUGCUCUUACCCACAUGGUAGACAUUAACUUUCCUUCCACACUCUCCCACCAAGCACUGCUCAUUCAUCCAGGUUGGGGGGCAUUCAUACAUUUUAGCUUAUGAGAGACUCCUCUAAGCAUUCGGUUUAUUUUACUGUGUCUGUGAUACUGAGUAAGAAUUGGUUGCUGAAAUUAGAGUGGGGGAGAGGGAAUGUUAAAGGGUGGGUGGCUGGGGCAGAGAGCAUCUGCGUUGAAGUGGGGAGACCCAAGUUCAUAUUCCCUACUCGGUAAAUAAAUCUCAUUGGUGACAUAGAGCCCAGCCCCUCUCCCAGUCAUAGCUGUCAACCUUCCCUUUUUUUGCGGGAAAUUCCCUUAUUCCAGUUUCCCACUGCUUCCCGCUGCUUUCCCGGAUUGUUAGAUAUCCUGUAGACUGUCCCCGGGACAGGUGAGGCUGCUGAUCCCUUAUAUUUGAGGCUGCUGAUCCCUUAUUUUAAAAUCUGAAAGUUGACAACUAUGCUCCCAGUCUAAACAGGACUGUCACCCAGUGCUCCAUAAUGGCCUGGCAGGAUAAAAAUGAGCAUGUGACUGGGAGCAUAGGUAAAAAUACUUCCAUAAGAUCUGUAGCCCAAUUCAUGCUUCCAAGCCUUCUUCCGCUCUUCAUGAUCAAGACACGAGUGAGUGGUGUUUUUGGUGUUGUGCUGAACGCUACACAAUCGUAGAUCAGCGUUGCAACAUCUGAAUUACUGUUUGACUGUAGGUGAAGUCGAAGACGGUGGCCCAGUGUGUGGAAUACUAUUAUACCUGGAAGAAAAUCAUGCAUUUAGGAAGAAAGCACAGAACACGCUUAGCAGAAGUGAAAAAUGAAUGCCUGGUAAGAGCCACCCUCCUUUUUAUUUUUCUAGUUUGUGAACUUGUGCUCUCCAGAUAUUUAUUUCUGACAUUGUUCCAAGGUUCAGAAAUUCCCUGGCAUCUCCAGUUUAAAGGAUCGGAUAGCAAGGAAUAGGAAAGACCUCUUAACUGGAGAGCCACUGCUAGCCAGAGUGCUCCAAGUUGGUGAAAGCAGCUUUUACCAGCUGUUCAACUUGAUUUUUCAAGCUGGGAGGAUGUCAGCCAGCUUGGGGAAAGACUCCUCCCACCUUCAGAGCUGAGAGAAGAACUUUCCUGUCUCCCAUUUAUUAAAGGCAUGCUUGCUCUCCACCCCACCUCCCCUAAAAUCCCUUUCGAAUUUCAGACUAGCGGCGAAGAUGAUGAAUUAGAGGAAGAGGAGCAGGCAGAGGAGGACAAGAAGUCAGUCAAAGAGGAAGCUGAAAUUCAGAAUUCUCCUGAGCCGCCUUCAGUUAUUGCUGCUGAACCUAUUAACCUGCCUUCCUUGCAAAGCCCCACACUUCCAGCGACCUCAUUUACAUGUGAAAUGCCGGACUGCGGAGCGGUAAGUGGACUUGGAAACAUUUUAAUUCUAUGGUACAGCUGACCUUGGAAUGUUACGUCCGGUUCGGGAUGCCCCACCUCAGAAAGGGAUAUUGUAGAGCUGGAAAAAGGUCAGAAGAAGGCAACUCAAAACCAUCAGGGAGGUGGAUCAACUCGCCUAUGAUGAAAGGGUAAAACAUUUGGGGAGGGCUUGUUGAAUUGGCUGACCGCCAUCAUACGAAGAAAAAGGUUGGAGAUCUCCCAAGUACACAAGAAAAGGUUUAUUAAGCCCAACACAUUUUGGAGAAAAUCCUCCUCGUUGAGCGCUCCGGGAACCAAGCUGCUGCUGUGCUUUACAGACUGGGUCACAAACUGUUACUCAAGAGUCCCCCUGAAGAAGGAUUUAUUCCAAAACACAUGAGGCCUGAGAAGUCUCUUCCUAGGUGCCUAGAGGUCUCUUCCCUUUUUCUUCCUUCCCCUUUCUGUUUAAGACGGUGCUCAAGAAAAACAAAGUUGGGCUAGAUGGAAGUUUUUAACUGGUCCAGCAGGAUUCUCCUUAUGUUUUUAAGCAAGCAACCAAAAUGAGAGCAAAACAAGUCCCUGUUUAGAAAUGCUUUGAUAUUACAUAUGAAGAGCCUGCUGGAUCAGGCCAGAGACCCGUCGUAGUGCAACAUCCAGUUGUCACAGUGGCCUGUGGGAAACUCUUGAUCGCACUUCUCUUUGGUGACUUAGAACUGUAGCGUUGCAAGGGACCACGAGGGCUGUCUUGCCCAACCCCCCGCAAUGCACGGUUCUUUUGCCCAACAUGGGCCUUGAACCCACGACCCUGAGAUUAAGAGUCUCGGGCUCUACCAACUGAGCUAUCCUUUUGCCCCCUAGAUGUUCAACUCCAGACCAGCUCUGAAUGGCCACGUUCGCAUUCAUGGCGGUACAAACCCUGUGACGAAAACCCGCGGUGGGAGCCACGGUGCGAAGCAGAAAUCCAGCUCCCAGAAUGAUUACGGCCCUGCCAAAAACUCCCCAGCUCACAGUACGACAAGUGGCGAGACAGACCCAACUACACUUUUCCCUUGUAAAGAAUGUGGCAAGUGAGUAGACGUGGGAAACACAGAGAGAACUUACUUGUUUCAUCGGGGGAAAAUAAACUGAGAUGUUAGGAGUGGGGCUCCCUAGAAAGGUAUAAACCACUGUACAGUGGUACCUCAGCUUAAUUCGUUCCUGAGGUCCGUACUUAACCUGAAACUGUUCUUAACCUGAAGCACCACUCUAGCUAAUGGGGCCUCGUGCUGCUCCCUCACCGCCGGAGCACAAUUUCUGUUCUCAUCCUGAAGCAAAGUUCUUAACCCGAGGUACUAUUUCUGGGUUAGCAGAGUCUGUAACCUGAAGCGUAUGUAACCUGAGGUACCACUGUAUAAACCAGGGGUAGGGAACCUUUGGCCCAGGUUCAAAAUGUGCCCCAUCCGGCCUCCCUGUCUGGCCUUUGGGAUGUGCCUGAGGCCACACACCCUUCCCAGACCACACCCCUGGCUGGUCCUUGGGUUACCUGCAGUGUUCUGACCACCUAAACAGAGGAUGGGAAACUUCUUGAUGUAGCCAAUCCCAGGGUAGUUCGCUGCCAGCACCAAUCAGCUGAUAGGCACUGACAGCAAGACCCCUUGGCUGCACCAGGGAGUUCUAUGUCUUCAGCGCAGGGUGGGGAACUAGAUCCGGCCACUGGACUGGAUCCCCAUCUCCCCCACUUGCCUUAGACCAAGUUUGAGAGGUGGAUGGAGCCACCUGGGGCUUGAAAUGUGCACAAACCUAUGCAAACUUCAUCAAUCGACCAGCUAUUUCAAAGUAAUGCAUGGCAUGUAGGCCUUUUUGCAGGAACUGACAAGCAGGUGAUGUUGUUUGUGAAGUACUCUGUAUGGUGUACCACUGGACUAUGAAUCUUCGGGUGGUCUGCAUCAUAGCGGCAGAAAAAUUGCUGUGCUUGCAGGACGUCCCAGGUUCAAACCCCAGCAUCUCCAGGGAGGGCUGGAAACAUUCCCUGCCUGAAUUCCCGGAGAGCUGCUUCCAGCUAGUGUAGACAGUCCUGAGCUAGAUGGACCAGUAGUCUGAAUCAGUAUAGAGCAGCUGUGUUUUGCAGGUACUGCUGAUCAGCUGGUAAGUUAUGCCUUUGACCCAGCUGCAUCUUUUACCUGUCCCACACCUGGCAUCGUAUAUAAUGACAAGGGUUGGACAGGUGAGUGUGUGGUGUGGCCAAAAGAGCCUCACAGUCCAAAUCUGGAGGCCUGGCAGGUCUGAAGAAGGCCAGAUGGUUCCUUGCUGCUGAUCCCUUCGAGGCUUUACUGUCAGUGCCCACCGGGCCUUCUUGUAACAACCACCCUUUCAACAGUGAGACAUGCUUGGCCCAAAGGAUCCUGGAGAAUGAAGGAAUUGGUGUGUGAGGAUGCAUACCCUCUGUGGCUCAUUAUUUAAACCCAGAGUUCUUUUCUACAAAGGAACUUUUAGCAGCAAAAGGGCCUGGUCUGCCUCCAUCCCUUGAUGACCGGAGGGAUGAGCAGAGGGCACCCAUCCUUGGAGCCCAGUUCUCCCCUCGCCUUCCAGUAUCCUUCCAUUGGUAACAAGGCAGCCUCCUUCCCCCCUUGAAAUGAUCAUUCAAGGGCUUAACUAACACCUUAAAUUUAUUCUGGUUCUCUUCUUGUGAAUGCUUGGAAACAGUGCUGGAUUUAGGGCAGUGCGGGCAGUUACCUCAAACAGGCAGCUGAGCUGACAGGGUCCAAAAUAAUAGUAGUAAUAGUAGUAAUAAUAAUAAUAGUAAUACAGUGGUACCUCUGGUUGCGAACGGGAUCCAUUCCGGAGGCCCGUUCACAACAUGAAAAGAAUGCAACCCACAGCAGCGCGUUUGCUCAUGCGCGGGUUGUGAUUUGCCGCUUCUGCGCAUGCGCGUGAUGUCAUUUUGUGCUUCUGCGCGAGCGGCGAGACCUGGAAGUAACCCUUUCCGGUACUUCUGGGUCACUGCAGGACGUAACCUGAAAGAACGUAACAUGAAGCAGACGUAACAUGAGGUAUGACUGUACUAGCACUACUACUACUGCUGCUGCUACCACUACUAGCCAGAUAGGCAGGAUAUAAAUAUAAUAAUAAUAAUAAUAAUAAUAAUAAUAAUAAUAAUAAUAAUGUUAUUAUAUUGCCAAAGUCUGCCUGCUUGAAAAUGCAUUUAACUGUAUAUUCAACUAACACCUACACUUUUUGGAUGUUCACAGUAGCACACAGGUCCCCAUAUACUCAAAAUAAUUGUUUCUGAAAUCUGCUCUCUCCGCAUUCCUUUCUCUUCCUCUCCCCCCCCCCCCCACGCUAGGAUGUUUUUCAAAAUCAAAAGCCGAAAUGCUCACAUGAAAACUCACCGGCAACAGGAAGAGCAGCAGCGGCAGAAAGCCCAGAAGGCGGCUGUUGCAGCUGAAAUGGCGGCUACGAUUGCAAGGACCACGGGGCCCUCUGGGCAUAGCUUGAUACCUUUGGAUCAUUUGGACUUGAUAAAGCAGGUUGAGGAAGCCGACGACCUCAGCAGCGAUGUUGUUCAGGAAUUGGGAGAGGUCAUGGACGGUACUGAAGUGAUAGACCCUGACCUCUUACUGGAUGAAGAAGACUCAGAUUUGCUUCAGGAUGAUGUGGAGCUGUAGAGAGAGAAAAAGCCAUUCUGUAAAAUUAUGGAUGCCUGUUGGAAUUGUUUUCCUUCAGCUGGGAGGGUUAAGUGUUUACUUCCCUUUUAUUUUAAACUAUCUGAAUAGUUUGAAUGUUUUGUUUUUGUUUUGUUUUGUUUGUAACUCGGGGGUGGAUGAGGGUGGGAUAAAUCUGGUUAUUGCUGUUGGUCCUUUUACUUUUUGCAACUAUGAUUGCAAAAAGAUUCAUUUUUCCCCUCAUUCGAAAGGUAUUUUUUGUCAAAUACCUUGAAACUAGUUGGUUCUGAGAAGUCUUAUUUCCUUACUGUUUCCUUUCAGGCAUUUACGUGACAAGUCCCCAAAUUCAUUUGCAACACCUCAGGGUUUUUGUUUUCCCUCCCACCACACCCCCUAUACGAGUAGAUUUUGGUUUCUUUUUCUUUUCAAAACGUGUUUCAUUUUGUGCCUUCAGCUCUGGCCUCAAAACAUCUGCCACAACGAAGAAUGCUGUCUCUGCAAUAAACAGAAGCUGAGACUUGGAUUGUUGGCAUCUGAAAGUUUUGCUCUAACAUGUCGCCGGGCCUGUUAGAGGGCCUCUCUGCUGAUAGGACAAGUAGCUGUGGCAAGUUCUUUCCCAUUACACAGAAUGUUCUGUGGUGGAUGGAAGCUUCCAAGAUGCCUUCAGAUUUCCUUCUUAACAAGAAGACUGGCUUUGUACUUGGCUCUGUAGAAAUGGAUGGGCUCGGCGGCCUAUUCCGCUUUACCCAGAAGAAAUUCGAGCGGCCCUGAAACGAGCGAGAACAGCUAGAUUAGCCCUCUGCGAAUCUGCAUUCAAUUCCUUCUUUCCCUUUUAUGAGGCAAUCUGUUUCUUUGAGAAGGGCUCCACUUGCGUUGUGCACUUCAGAGCUCCUGGUUAAACAGGAUUGAGGGAGGGAUACAGUGAAAUCAGAAGUCUUUAGGCUUCACCAUGGGAGAUGCUGCUGAGGCACAUCUCAAAAGUCUUUUGACUGGAGACUACUGGCUUGGAUACUUGGACUUGGAUGUGCAUUAGUGAUAGGAAUGCACUGAAAUAUACCUCCAUUUGCAAAAGUUUUAUCACUUUUUUGUUUUAAAAAGGUUAUCCUUGAGAGUAUGCAGGGAUUUAUUAUUAUUUUUAAUUAUUAUUAUUAUUAUUAUUUGCUGCCUAGAGGCAGUGGUACUUAUCAAGACCUUUCCUCACCUAAAGAAGAGGGGGGAAAUUUCCACUUUGAGGUAAAUCGGUCCUUUUUUCUAAGUGUGUUAAGAUUUUCAUCAUGGGCAGAGGCCAUUUACGUAUGUAUGUAAGAAAUAAAUAAAAAUUACAUAGCUUGGCUGAUAAUGUUAGCAUAAAUAUACACAGUGGGGGUUUUAUGCCUGCCAGGACUCUCUUAUGGAGCCAUAGGUUUGCUCUUGGAAGCGAUAAAGCCAGCAAACAUUCAGCAGUUUGGGUCAGGGGGUGGCGGGUAUGGAAACACAAUAAAUAAACACACCUCUUCUAUAUGAAAUUUUUAUCAGGCCACAGCUUCCUCAUUCCUGUUCAGGGAAGUCAGCAUGUUCAACUUUGGAAUGACUUGGCUAGGGAGCUUGCACCUUUUUCCUUCCCAGAGCUAGGAGUGGGAUCAUUCCCCAGGCACGGUCUUCUUGUGCAUCACCUCUGUUGCUUAUAAAAGUUGCAAAGUAUGAUGGGAAAAUCAACAGUUACCAUAUCUUACGUUUGCACCUAAGAGUCGAGACCAGAGCCCUAGAAAAAGUUAAUAGUCAGAAACGUCUUUAUUUCUCUCAUUCAAAGCCAAACUGUUCAUGGCUAUGCUCCCACUUGGUUCAAAAGCUGCGCCAGUCAUGGGUGACACUGGUGAGACGUUGCUCUUGGAUACCCCCAAAUCAGAUGAAGAUUGACCCUCUUAAGCCAGGGCCACUUUAGACAACUGAAAUUGUCUCCACUUGGCACAUCCCCCAAGCAUUUCAGAAAAAAGUAGCACCUGUCCCAGGGCGUUCCCAGUUUACAUCCAAUACUUCUCAGUGGUGAUUCAGGGUUGAAAAGAAAUGCGUUGCUUUGUUCACUUAAACUGCUGCCAGAAAACCGUGGUCAGAUACUAGUUUUCCAGGCAAUUGCAUCUCUGGUUGGACUCACAUCCUCUGUGUGGCCGUUCCCCUGAGGAUCUGCACAAUCUCGGAGAAGAUGAACUGGCUUUCAAUAUGAGCGGACCGAUUUAAUAAUCAUUGAAAGCAUUUUGAUAAAUGCAGAGGAACUAUUUGGGUGUUCCCAAAGCUACUCCUCUCUUUUCCCCAAGCUUUCUCCCUGAGAAUCUGUUCUCAUCAGGGAAUAGCUAGCGUCACCCAGGUUGUCUUUGGAGAAUUGGAUAUGAUUCUUCAGUGUGUUUGACCAUCUCAGUCAAGGGGUGUGAUUUGCCUUCACCUGUCGCUGUUGCCUGACAUAGCUGAUGGAGAGAACUGGCAACUUGGAUGCUGUGUGAGAUGUUUCUCAUAUGUCCAGCUGAUCACUGACAGCCUUGCAUGGUUGACCCUUUUCCAGGGGUUAGCUAAUGUAGGGAGUUACGUGACACCUAUAAGCAUGCCUGCUCUCAUAUGAAAUGUUUGCUGGCAAGUGACAUUUGCAGUGUUCUUAGUGAGAUGCUGGUACCUGCAUGUCUGAGCAGAAUAUUUUCUCUCUCGGUAUUAUUUUCAAAAGGAAUGUCCCUCCCAGUUUUCAUUGACUGGCAUCUACUGAGACAGACCCUUAGGAAUUCUCAAUAGUCAGGGAUUGUGUAUUUUUCUAUCUGUAAUCUAAUCGGAUUCUGUUGUUAGCAGCUUGGCAGGGGACUGGCAUAAUGGUGGUGUUGUGUAGGUCAGUAUCUGAUCAGCUCGCUGAUUAUUUGUUUUAGCUAUUGGCCAUAACAGUUACAUGUGGUUGCAGUAAAAAAAAUGCAUCAAAAACAAAAAAUAGAGCAUCAUAAAACAAAAUAUAUCCAGCCUAUAGGCUACUAAUUACACAAGCAUCCAGAUUUUUUUGUCAAAAGUUUUGUAGCAGCCAAGGCAAACAUAGCCACAGUUCCAGAGAUCUCUAUCCUGUUUGCAAUGGAAAAAAUACUAUUUCUGCUGAUUUUACCAGUUGACAUACUCCUUCAGUAGGCAAAGGAAUCAUUGUACCUUUAGGAUAAAACAAGAACAAACUAAAUAGGUGCCACAGACUGUCUUCCAUUGCUUCCUCAUCACAAACGCAAUAAUGCUGUGGUAUUGCCUGGCUAACACAGCAGAGGGCAUCAGCUGAAAUCUUACCAAUGUAUAUUCUUUCCUGUAGUGCAAAUCUAGACCAAUCAGUUUAACUAAUUCUUUUGCCAUUUGCCAUUAAAGUACGAUUACAUGGACGUGGAUGAUUUCUUGCAUUUCCAGUUUAACAGGGUGACACAGAAUCUAAAUGUAAUACGCAGGAAAGACCAGCUGAGCUAUUCUUUGAAACCAAUUGGACAGUCCUAGGCAAUCAGGUUGCAAGUGUUUGGAAGCCUAUUGUGACAUAUGCAUGAUCUGUAACCAAUAAAUAAAGAGAGGAGGCUAAUGCGUAUAUAACAAUAGCUCCUUCCAAACAGAUUCAUUGAGUUUAUAUUUGACUAUAUGAUGCAGCAUUACACCAGCAAGCCCAUGUAACAAAUGUCUGUUCUAGGUCAGGACUUGUUAAAACAUGGAAGGUUUGGGGUGAUACAUAUUCUUGUCAGCGAGCAAUGAUUUCUCCAAUGUGAAAUUGCAGUGUAUAGGCCUUUCCUUCAGAUUUAUAAGCACAAAGUUGUCCUUUAGCAGUAGUCUUACAUCACACUGGAAGGUGUUACAGGGAAAAUUGCCAUCUUGCAAAGUAUUGUGGAGCAAAUGAUGUGGCUUAAAAUAACCAAAGAGAAUCUCAGAAUAAUUCCUGGAAGAAAUAUUGAUCCUCGUUUAACUUCUAUACAUAGGUUCUGUAUUUCUAAGACAAUUGCAGUGAUAAAUAACAUCUAAAUAUGGUCAACAUUUUGCUGGAAAAUCUGAUUUUUUAUUUCCCUUUUUGUUAAUGUUUCAUGUUUAUUGUGGUAUAAUUCCAGUAGAGAAUUAGAGAAAAAUUGUACAUAACAAAAGAAAAAAAUCUAUUUUAUGGGGGAGGAAAUCUUAUUUUCAGACAUAUUUAACUGCUGUUAUAUUGUUACAGAAAAGCUGUAAAUAAUUUCAGAGUUAUAGUGUAGUGUAAAGAAUGUUCUUUGGGGAUAAAAUAAUAAACAUUUUAAUGUAGUUCUUUUUAUUUUUGUAAAGAAAACUUUGCCUGUUACGGCUUAAUUGCACCUGAACUGCAUGUGGUUUAACUUCAGGGUGUAAUUUUAUUCAGGUUUGCACUAAAAUGUUUAAUUUCAUACGAUGAUGUGCCAUUGUCUUUUUUCUUUCUUUCUUUCCCCCCUUUCCUUUUUGUUUCUUUGGAGGGGGCAUGAAUCCCAGUUAGUUCAUGAGAGCACUAUGUACUAUAUAGAAAUAUUUCAGCUUUUUCUUAAAUUGACAGAAUAUUGUAUUUGUAAAAUCAAAGGGAUCCAACAUAACGCUGCCACAGAACAGUAUUUUAUACUUUUGAUAAAAUGUACUUUGCUGAUUUUUUUUUCCUUGUUCACGUGACAAAAGAAUUCUUUUAAAUAAAUUAAUCUUCAUUUGAAA
Molecule: messenger RNA, 77415 nt
Organism: Podarcis lilfordi (Lilford's wall lizard)
Lineage: Eukaryota; Metazoa; Chordata; Lepidosauria; Squamata; Lacertidae
Source: the annotation of a GenBank genome assembly